Messenger RNA from Podarcis lilfordi (Lilford's wall lizard), 61768 nucleotides. NCBI's taxonomy places the organism in Eukaryota, Metazoa, Chordata, Lepidosauria, Squamata, Lacertidae. The record is from the annotation of a GenBank genome assembly.
AUGGCGGAAAACAAAGGAGGAGGAGGCGGCGGUGGCGGGGAGGGGGCUGGGGAGGCCGGGCAGGCCGGGGGUGGUACCGAGUCUGUCACCUCCGCCGCGGCGGCCGUUGUCACCUCAGCCGCGGCGGCCGUUGCGUCCCCGUCCCCUCCAGCCCCCGCCGCGCCCGAGGAGAGGGAGAGUCCCGGCGCGGUGGUCCUGGCUGUGGCGGCGGUGGCAGACAAGGGCCCCGGGGAGGCGGAGGCCGCGGCGCCCGUGUUGGUGAGCGUAGGCCCGGCGCCGGGCCCCGUGCCGCUGGCUCCGCUGGGCCCCAGCCCCGCGCCCCCCGCCCUCUCCAGCGCCGCGCCGGGCCCGCUGUCGCUGCUGGACACCUGCGCAGUGUGCGCGCAGAGCCUGCAGAGCCGGGAGGCCGAGCCGAAGCUGCUGCCCUGCCUGCACUCCUUCUGCCGGCGCUGCCUGCCGGAGCCCGAGCGCCAGCUGAACGUGCCCGUGCCCGGCGGCGCCAACGGGGACAUCCAGCAGGGUGAGUGGGGAGGCUCCGGGCAUGGGCGGAGGUCCAGCUGGGGACCCGCUGGAUGCCCCGCUGCCUGGGGGGGACCCGGCCGGAGGAGUCGGGCCAGGUUGCUAGGCGCCCCGUUACUAAGCUGCGACAGCUCUGGCUCGAGUCGGGACUGUGGGGUGUGGAGGGUGAAGACCAGAAGCCCGGUUCUCCUGAGAGGCUGCGGGGAAAGGGGGCGGAAAGCAAGCAAGGGCAAGGUGGAUAGAGCUAUAGGAAGAAGAUCCACGGAAAUAGAGAUUAGGAAGUGAUGUGUUGCUGGUGAUGUUGAGUAGCGAGGACCGAUAUGCUGGAGUUACCCUAGACGGUCUUUUUCCUUGCAGAUGUUGUGGUGCACUUGUUGGUUUACAGGAGGGAGACGGCGGGUUCGCAGCAUCAGGGCCAUGCACUGAAGAAUAUUAUGUGUACAGUAUCUUAAAUUCUAGACAGUCAGCUGUAGAGAGAGCACGUUGAAUCAGUUGUACAGAAAAGAAAUUAGGAUCUCCAGCCACUCUUUUAAAAGCAGUUAAGUAAGAAUAUUAAUAACUGGAGAUGGUACUCUUGCUACUCUAUGCAAUACAGUUUAUGACGUGAUGAAAGGUUUGUCAAACUUGGCUGGAUUUAUCAUUUGUAAUAAUGCAUUCUCCUUCGAGGAAAUUGCCCUCGUGUUACUCUAGGUUUUGCAGCAGUUCUCAAUCUCUCUCUCUAGCUGUGAUGUAGGUUUUCUGGAAAAGAAUUGAAAUUAGGGGAAUUUGCAUAUGGCAACUUAAAUCAGAACUUUUAAAUGCCUGAGAUCUAACGUAGAAUGCUUGUUUUACUUAGUAAACAAAGCUAAAAGCAUUGAAUGCCAAGUUUGCCUAAUAGUGUAUUUGGCACCCAUUUGUUAUUACUAAUCAACUUUUGAAACGCUAAAUGUUCUGCAGAAAAAUAAAGCGUUGGAAACUUUUCUGAUUUGGAGAAUUUUCUGCUUCACAUCACGUCUCUUUAGUAAUGCUAGGUGCCCCUUCUUCUGAACCUGUUUUCAAUAUAUCAUUGUACGCCACCCCAAUCUCUGAGCAGUGCAAGAUUCCAGGGGUUGCAGGUGCUCACCCAAUGUUUGUGUUUCCUUUUGGAAAUGAGGCACAGUGGAGACUGUGGUGUCUUAGUGACAUGGUUUAUUUACACAUAUAUGCAACCUGAGCCUACAAUGGACAGGUUCACAGUAUUGAACACCCCAAAAGGGUCUUGUUUCUCUAUAACCACAGUAUUGGAUUCAAGCAGGCAUUAAACAUUGCUCUUGGACUCUCUCCCCCCAUCAUAUCACUGAUUUCCUCACCUCUCUACUCUAAACUCUGGCUUUAUAUUUUGCUGGUGGGUGCCUCCACCCAUUUGCUAUCUCCAAGGAGCCCCUUGAUCGUUUGUUUUCUUAAUAACCCAUCCAGGAGAUCUCCUCUGCACAGGAAGGUAGCUUGGCUUAAUUAGCUGUUAACAAUUGCUGGAUCUAGGGAUUAGAUGUGUCCGGCCCUCAGUUUAACACCCCAAGAGUUGAUUAAAUUCUAACACUUUCUGGAUCCAUGGAUUAUACGAGUCUGGCACCCAUAAACUCAUAACAACACCCACCAUUAUUUUCAAUAUUCACACACUUGGGCAAGCCACACUGGGGACUGUGGGAAUGAAAAUAGGGCCAUUGUUCAUCAGCUCAAGAUAAAAAGUCUGGGGGAAACUAAAAUUGGAGGGGUGUGUGUGGACUGAAUCACUGUCUUUCUGAAUCCAGAGUCUCUGAACUAUGUAAUACAAAUAUGUAAUAUAUGGGCAUGGUGCAGUAGUUAUGUUUGGUUUUACAGCUUUUGGAGACGCAAGUUAAGUGGAUGUUAAAGGAGACUUGCCCAGUAUAUAUUUCCAUAAAGUGGGUGGGUAUGAAGCAGCAGAUAUUUUAUUGUCUUUUGUUUCGUUGGGACCUAUUUGAUUGGGGGCCUCUAAGUGUUGAUGCCUUUCUUACAUUGAAGCAUACUCAAUAAGAAAAUGUUUGGAGCUAUUAUAUAGGUCACAGGUGGCAAUUGUGUAUGCUUCUUUUUUGGCAGCCUAUAUGUGCUUAGAAACUGUUGUUGCUUUCUAACACAUGAAUAUCACGUAUGGCGGUAUACAUGCAGCUUUCAUGCACUUUUUUUUUUACAAGAAAAUGCUUAGUAGUGUUUAGUUGUCAUAUCUACCGUAUUUACUCAAAUCUAAUGCUCACCUUUUUUUGCCAAACUACAUUGCGAAAAUUAAGUUGUGCAUUAGAUUCAAUGGCACAUUUACAUUUGCCAGCAAAUACUUUUUUUGGUUUCAUGGUUCUGAAAAUUGAGGUGCACAUUAUAUUCAGUGAUGCAUUAGACUCGAGUGAAUACGGUAAAUCUGUCUUUACCAGCAGUGUCUGUGAACUGCAUAUACUUUAAAUAGGCCUGGUCACAAUCCCAUUGUGUUUUCCAACUUCAAUUUUGUUAGUUAUUUCAGAGAAAUAACUAAUACCAUAGUCCAUUUUGGCUCAUUAUUCUGGAUAACUACAAAAAUCUUAGAUCAAGUCAAGCCAGCAGAUUACUGAACAAGUAGAUCAUUUUAUAAGCUGACAAUAAUUAUUGGUUAGUUAGCCAAAAUGGACUAUGGUAUACUAUUUUAUAAAGAAAUGUAGCAUAUAUUACAUAUGGACACUGUUCUAAUACUCACUAUUUAUAUAGCACUAUUAAUGUGUUUGUAGCACUUUGAACACUCUUGAUAUCCUUCCAACAACACCCUUGUAAGUUAAUCAGUAUUAUAGCCAUACUGCAGAAGAGAUCGGAGGUUACAAGACAGUAGCUUGCUGAAGGACAUUAGUGAAUUCAUGGCAUGGAGGACAUUUAAACUGGGGACUCAACUGCUAUACUGCACCAGCAGUAUAUGUAUUUUGACUUUUUAGAAAUCUAACACAUUCAUUUUCUGUGACCAUAUAGGCUUGAAAUUUAAAAAAAAUGAAAGCUGAUAUUUCUGUGGUUAGUUUUCAGAUCUCAAUCAAUGUGGUUAGGAUUCAUUGUAUAUUACAAGACUAUCAAGCCUGGAUUUAACUUUUAUGAAGGGCAGUGUACAAAUAACCUAAGUGAAUAAAUAGCAUACUUUAAUGUGAUAGUCUUGGAUCCUGAGAAGAUUGCAGUACAAUGACCUGGUUAGAUAAAAGGUUAAACCAAAGUUAAGUGUUAUGUUCGUGAGUUGUUUCUCUCCCUCCUUGUCUUCUGUUAUGCCUUUGAGUAAAUGGAAAUUUACCUUUAACUGUGUUUUGUCUGUGCAGCCCAGGGUCGUAAACCAUAGUUUGAAGUUGGCUUUUUUGAAAAAAAAAUGCUUAAAAUGCUUAAUCUGUUUGUUCCAGUUCGUACAUAACAUAAACCACAGUUAGUUGAAAACUAAGGCGAAUGCUGCUGAUCUCCAAGUAGCUGCCCUAGAUGGGAAGGGAGAAGGACGUGGGCAUAGCCCUGCUUGCUUAUGUAGUAGUAUAUGAUGAGUUAGUGUUAUGUUUGAAUACAGGCGCUGUGUUUCAACACUGUUCCAGUUUAUGUAUAUAUGGGGGGGGGGGAGCAUUUGUCCCUGCAAAUAAGUAGGGCAUAGGCAAACUCGGCCCUCCAGAUGUUUUGGGACUACAACUCCCAGCAUCCCUAGCUAACAGGACCAGUGGUCAGGGAUGAUGGGAGUUGUAGUCCCAAAACAUCUGGAGGGCUGAGUUUGCCUACGCUUGACAUAGACAAAUGUAGAGGAGGGCUGCCUAUAGUGAGUCAUUAAAGUGAAAGCAGUAGUGUGUUUACUAAAAUAUAGAACCUUCUAUAGAAGGUUGCCUUUUUUCUUUUCCAAACAAGAAUAUUUGUAUCAUCAACUGAUAUAAUAGGCAUAAAUUCAUCAUUCGUUCUGGCAUGGAGACAGGGAAAACCACAGUUUUUGAGUUUUUAUUCUAUUAAUGGGGCAGAGCCUCUAUCAGGAAAAAGGUGGUAGCGCUAACAUAUUCCUGCAAGUAUAGCUGUUUGUUCAUAACUCUUGCAACUGGUCUGCCGUGAAGUGAAAGUCUUGGAAAGUGUGUGUGUGUGUGUGUGUGUGAGAGAGAGAGAGAGAGAGAGAGAGAGAGAGAGAGAGAGACAGGCUGCCUCUUCAACUAUGAUGCUGUUGAAGAAGUGUGCAUGCACACGAAAGCUCAUACCAAUAACAAACUUAGUUGGUCUCUAAGGUGCUACUGGAAGGCAUUUUUUUUUUAUUUGUUUUGACUGUGGCAUACCAACACGGCUACCUACCUGUAACUAGAACUAUGAUGAUGUCUGUUUUGUGUGAACCAUUAUGUGAGAACAUUAAUUAAUUAAUUAAUUAAUUAGUCACCUAAAAAUAAAAAUCUCUAAGGCAUUUGGCAUUUUCACAAGAAGGACAUUAGAAGCAUCCACCACCACAAAUCACAGUUUGUCCUGGGAUAGACAAGCAGCAUAUGAAAAGUGAUGAAAGUCAAUUAAACCUUAUCAAUAUUAAAAUUGUAAAAUAGACAUAAAGAAAAAGAAAAAUCAGUAAAAGAGUCUUUCCCAGUCCUAUGUGGAGAUGCCAUACAUUGAAUUUGGAACAUUAUAUGUGCAAAAGAGUGUGCAGUAUCACUGGGUAGAGUUAUUCCUUUCCUUGUAAAAGUCAGUCUAGUAGAUUACAGGUCUCUUCAGUAAAGGCUUAGGUUUUGUACCUUUAGCCUACUACAUGUGACUUUAGGAGGAGAAUGCCUAUCAAUUGGCAAACAAGUUUUGGAUUGACGGAAGGCUAGUAACAUUUAAGCUAUCCUACUGUGUCUGUCUGGGGAGUAAUGAGUUUGUGCUUCUGGUUCUCCAUUACACAGGUCCAGGAGAUUUUUCCUGUGUAUUCUUUGCAGAUUUGAAAUAACAAAAACAAAGCACUGUAAGUAAGUAAAACCAUCUUUUCUGUGCACUUGGAUGUUAUUGUUUCUAAGGUGCAGAUUUUGGUGUAACUCAGGAUCUGCUGUGAUGAAAAUAAUUUGAUACAUGGAUAGAUCCAUUCCAGACAAUGAGUUAAAGCUUUAGGGUAGCAGGAGGCUUGGUGCAAGGUGUAGUGAAUUUUAUGAAUAGUUUGUCAAGGUGGUCUUGUCCAAUUCAGUUGGGUACGGAGCAAAUUUAUUUUUGGAAAGCUGUUGGUUAAGUUUGCUGCAUAAACACACCGUGUGUUCUUCUGUUCAUAAGAGUAUUCAAAUGAGCCAUACAUCUGUGGACUUUUCAGGAGAAGUUUAGUAUAAGCUAGUCAUUAAAGCUGUAGUAAUCCUUCAAAAUGAAUUGGCUUAUCUAAUUCUUGGUUCUGUCUGUGGUUCAGUGCUCUCAUUGGAUAAAUUUGAGGCUGAUUUAGCAGCAUUUAACAACAGAUUUGUAGAAUUUUAAAGAUUUAAGCAAGGGCCUAAAGGGCUUAAAAAUUAUUGAUAGAAGUGAUAAACAAUAAGGCUAAAAUGACUGAAAUAUUUUGUGUGUGUGUGUAAUUGGACUGGGGUGCUGCUUGCAAGAUGCCAUGUUCUGCUUUAUAAUGGGGUUCUCUCCAGAAGCAGACAGUUCUGUAGUUGUGACUGCUCACUUCCAGGUGCAACAAGCUGUAGUGUGAAUGGUGAAAUAGUUAGGCCAUAAAGGCAUAGCAUGGCAAUGUCUCAUGUAGAGCCCUUUGCUUUUCACAAUGUGGCAUGUAUUACUUGGUAAGGGUGUUUGGUAAGUUAAGGCCAUUUAAUGAAAUAUUCUGGAAGUAGUGCACAGAAUAUGAUCUGCUCUAUAUAAUUAGCUCUUCAUUGCGGUACUUAAAGCAACAUGUUUAUGCUGUCCUUCUAAACAUAGUUAUGUAGAAAUAAUAAAAUGCAUUCAGUGUUUAUGCAUGGGCCCUAUUGUGCAUAUUACAUGUUUCACAACUGGAGUUUGUCUCUUUGGAUGGGGUAACUACUUUUGGUGUUGUCAAAAGUAAUAAACUAGCAAAACUAGCUGCCAUAAUUUUUGGUGUUACAUAGUUUUCAGAAAUGUUCUUAUUGUAUUUUACACAUAUAUUAAAAAGUUCUGCUGCCAUUUCACUUACAAACAAGUAUUUGAGUACAGUUGUCCACAAUGGCUCAGAUCUCCUGGCUCCCCCCCCCCCCUCUUGCAACUAUAUGUUUUCAGCUAUGUGUUUUAAUAUAUUGUUGGAAAUUGCCCAGAGUGGCUGGGGCAACCCAGGCAGAUGGGUGGCAUAUAUCGUAUUUUUCCAUGUAUAAGACUAGGUUUUUUCCUAAAAGUACAGUGGUACCUCGGGUUAAGUACUUAAUUCGUUCCGGAGGUCCGUUCUUAACCUGAAACUGUUCUUAACCUGAAGCAGCACUUUAGCUAAUGGGGCCUCCUCCUGCUGCCCCGCCGCCGGAGCACAAUUUCUGUUCUCAUCCUGAAGCAAAAUUCUUAACCUGAAGUACUAUUUCUGGGUUAGCGGAGUCUGUAACCUGAAGUGUAUGUAACCCGAGGUACCACUGUAAUGUUACAAAUUAGGGGGCAUCUUAAGCAUGGAUACAUCUCUCCCCAUUUUUUAAAAUCUGAGUCCCCCAAAAUAGGGGGCGUCUUAUACAUGGGGCCGUCUUAUAGACGGAAAAAUGCAGUAAAUAAAAUUACUACUACUAGUACUACUACGCUGUCUCUUUUCAUCUCUCCACCUCUCCUCCUCCCCAGGAGAAAAAGGGGUGAAGGCAGCAAAGUAAAAGCCCCUUUGUCUCUGCUUGGCAAAGGGAAAUACAGCAAGGGGGAUUUGGCUGUUAUAUUCCUCACUGUGUUUUCUUCUCACCCUUGCCUGCUGGGGCAGGAUUGCAGCCAACAGUUAGAGGGACUUGCUGUGUGUUCUCAGUUGCAGAAAGCACAGUGCUGUGAUGGUGCUGAGAGUGGCACAGGUAGAUAGGGAACAGCAGCAGGAGUAGUGGUCAGUCUUGUGCCUUUUCUUCUUGGUGAAGGGCAUGAAAAUCAAGUGAGAACUGGAGAAGUAAUCACUUUCACACUUUUUUACAUCUCCUUCCCCCCCCUAAAGUUCUCUCCUAGUGCCUUCUGUGUUUGUGUUCUGGAUUGAUUUUAUUUAUUCAAUUUACCAGCUCUUCUUCCUGAAGAAGCCCAGGAUGGCAAAAAUCACAGUAAAACAACUUUUAUCAGUUAAAAAGUUAUGAAAAUCAAAACACAUUCAAACAAUGAUCUCAGGGUUGCCAGAUAUUUUCAGCCACCAAAUAUCUGGGGAAACAGGAAUGUUUUAAACUUCCUCCUGAAAGUCAGUAAUAAUGAAGGCAAAUGCACCUCAGUCACCAUGGGGGGCUAGAACAGAAAAGGCUUUAUCACAGGUCAGUGCCAACCAGACAGGAACAAGUAGUAGCACAAGGCCUUACCUCCCAAUCAUAGGAUCUUACAUGGCUGAUACAGGGGAACAUGCUUUUUUAGAUACUUGGCUUCUAACCUGCUUAGGCCUUGAUACAACAUAAGCACAAACUCUGUUACUUGGACCCAGUAGCUCACUGGCAGCUGGUUACACUUUCAGGACUGGUGACACUUGGUCCCAUUGGACUACUGCUUUUAACAACCUAGCAGCCACAUUCUGUGCUAACUGCACCUUUCAUAAAUCUUCGAGGGCAAUCCCAUAUACAGUACAUUACAAUAGUCCAGAUGGGAGGUCACCAGAUCAUGGAAAACAGAGACCAAGUUAUCCUGGUCUAGAAACAGCUGUAGUUAACAAAUCACAACAAAACUGGGCAUGAGCAUUCAUAACCACAGAAGCCAAACAAGACUCUAGUGACAAGUUAGAAUCCAGGUGUACUCCCAAACUUGUUUCUUCAACAGGAGUGCAACUUCUCCCAGAACAGGUCCUACACCUAACUUCUGGACUCAGGCAUCAACUACUCAUGACACUUCUGUCUUAACAAGAUUCAGGCUCAGUUUAUUGGCCUCCAUCCACUCCACAACUGUCUCCAGACACCUGUAUAACACAUUCACAGUGUCUCCUGAUUUCAAUAGAAUUGAGAAAUGGAGCUGCGUGUCAUCAUACCAAAGAUACCGUGCUCAGAAUCUGCAGAUGACAGCUCUCAGCAGUUUAAUUUAGAUGUUAAAUAGCACAGGAGGCAGAAUGGAUCCUUGCAAGUCCUCACAGUUCAAAAGCUACGGGGCUGAGCAACAAUAUCCGAAUGCUACUCUCUGGUAGUGACCCUGCAGGCAAGAGUGGGACCAGCAUAAUUCAGUGCCUCAAACUUCCACCUCAAGUUUUUCCAGCAGGACACCAUGGCCAAUGGUGUCAAAAGCCACUGAGAAGUAAAGGACUACCAACAGAUUUUCACUCCCUCCCUCUCUCCUGAUAAAGGUCAUCACGAUGACCAAGGCUGUUUCAGUGCCAAAACUGGACCAGAAACCAGACUGUUAGGGCUUUUUUUCAGAGGGAACUCCCAGGAACUCAGUUCCGGCACCUCUCAGGUGAGCACCAUUGCCAUUCUAAGAGAACAAGGGAGUUCUGGCACCUUUUUCACCCACAUGGAGAGUUCUGGCACCUCUUUUCUAGAAAAAUAGCACUGCUGUUAGGGACCUAGAUGAUCCAUUGAUUCAUGCUUUGCCUAUAAUGACUGAAUGCAAUAAAGUGAAGGUUUUUUUCAGUCUUAACAUUGAAGGUUUGGGGAAAUGAUUUCUAACCCACACGUAGCUAUCACAUUUUGAAACUAAUACAAAGAAUAAUACAAUUGUUCUUCCUUUUGUUCAUUGCAUACAAAAAAUUAUCUUCCUAUGGUUUCAUUAUGAGAUGUUAAGCCACCUUUUUGCAGUUACUGCUUACCAGGAUAAUGUAACGGCAUUAUGGGAUAAAAUAUCUCAUGUGCUUAAUCCUGCCUUGCAAAUAAGUCUCCUCAAAUUGCCAGAUCACACAAAGUUAUACUACCUCACAUUCCUACACAUACUAUGAAUUAAAGCAACCCUGUUAUAUUUCUUUAGGAUCUACUCCUGUACAAAUUUUCCUGAGAAUACAUUCCAUUGACUGCUGAGCAGAUGUGUACAAGAUUGUACUGUUAAUCUCAUCCUAACUAGUAAUGAGUAUAAAAAUAGUUCUGUGGUUAGAUGGUUAAAGAAGGAAGAACUAAAUGGAGGAGGUUUGUUUAGUUUUUAGGUUUGUUUUUUUAAAGAUUCCAUCCUUUCCUAUCCCACAAUAGUGCAGCAUUUGUUUGUUUUCUGCUCUGACUUGCAAACCAAACAAUCAAUCAAUCAAAUGUAUGUUCACAAUGUGGUUAUACGAUUGCAGCUAAUUCAAAAUUGCUCCCCUCUACCUGGGAGUUGCCCCCAUUGAGCUCAGUAAGGCUUACUUCCAAGUAAAACUGUAUAGGUGAUUUAAAGGUCCAAACCUGGCAGUCAUGUUGACUAUUCCUUUGCUCCUUACACUUUAGAAGCACUCAAAAACUAUAGGCACUUGUGUACUGCCCCAAUAUCUUUUGAUGAAGGGCAUUAUAUAAAUAAAAUAAAAUAAAAUCCAGUCAAUCAAUCAAUCAAUCAAUCAAACUGUGGUGUCAAAGACAUGAGCCUGGAAUUUAUGGUAGAGACUGAAUCAGUUUCUUAUGAGAUGGAUAGGGCCAGUGGUAAACUCUAAUAAUUUUAUUUACUGUACACACCCGACUUUUCAGCCAUGCUUGGCUACCAAAGAUGCCUAAUACUCAUGUCCAAUAUUGCAAUAAUACUAAAUUCCACCAACUACCUUCCUAUUUAAGAUUUGUCUAUUUUUUAAUUUUUAUUUUUGUCUCUCUCCAAGGAGCUUGAGGGGCAUGUUGUACUGGGGACAGUAUUAGAAACUCAGAUUUAUAAGCUAGGCACCAAAUGGCUCCUUAAACCAAGAUUACAAUAAAAACAAAAUGUUUAGUUGUCAUUUGGGGGCAAGACUUAUUUUUUUGAAUGAUGGACUGACUGUGAUUGAUUCUCAGUUAAACAUCUGUCUCGUUGUAUGACAACCUUGAGCAAGUUUAAGAACUUUGAGUCACUUUAUCCAGGGACAGUCCACAUAUAUAUUUGUCUACUCCAGCUCUUUUUCUUAAUGGUGACACAGACCAUUCAUAACCUAAGAAUAUUCUUCACCACUGUGAGCAGGACAGUGGGGUAAGUGAAGACAACAGUUAACUAUAAUGUUGUUCGCUGCUCCUGCUCAGGCUGCACAGAAAAAGCAUUUUGGUUCCUGAAAUUCAUUCUGAUAGUGCAGAUAAAAAAUAACUGAUAGAAUUCUACAGGAUGUGGUAUUAGUGUGUGAAAACAGUCAAGAUCCAAUGAUCCACAGGCAUAUACCUCCAGAUGUGGAGAUGUCAGACACAAUCCGGGCACCUGGGCAUCUUUACUUGGUCCCAAGUGGUCUAUAGUCAGGCUAAUUUCGAACACUGGUUGGGCGCUGUUCUAUUGUAUCUUCACCACAACCUGUGACAAAUGCUUGAAUGAGAAAUAGUGACUUGCCCAAGAUCACUCAGUGAACUUUAUGGUUGACUAAGACAAUAGCUGCAGCUUCAUAGUACAGUUGCCGUUAUGUAAGAAAUGUGAGUAGUAACUAAUUGGCAGCCUUGCUAAGAACUAAAUGUUAUAAACAUAAUUACAAUUUCUCCUGGGAUUAAUUUGAACUCUUGCUAUUGUUAUGCUAUCAUUAAAACCUAUAAUAAACUCAGUGCUUCAUAGGUGCGUCAAUUAUUAUUAUUAUUAUUUUUAAAAAACCAUGCUGUACACAAAUGGUCUGCUUUAAAGAAGUGGCUGCAUAGCAUCUAUGGAGGCAUACUUCCCCUUUAGGAUAUAUCAGGAUUGUCUCUGUUCAAAAGUGCUUCAGGAGAGCAUUCCUUUCAUCUACCAGAAUGUUUGGGCUCAGUGAAAAAUACCAAAGUGGAAAUGACUAGGAAAAGAGACCUUAAAUGAAGGGGAGUGGGGAUGAGAACACAAUAUUUCUUCAGAAAGAAGUUUUGGGACUCAAGGAAUAUGUUCAUCAGAGCAGAAACUCUCUCAUACCAGAUCUGUGCACAAUGUUCCUUAAUAAUGAGGUCACAUACUCAGAGAUAGUCAUCUCCCAAUUACAUCUAAGGCUAAACAUUAAGCCCAAGGCUACAUCUAGUGAAAUAAUCCUUUUAGUAUAACAAGUUCAAGGGAGGGAGUUUGUCCCCUGGCCUAUUUUAUCGUUGCAGCAACCUUUUGAGGUGGACUAACUCCUAAGGAGGCAUCUCCUUCCACAUGAACCUGCAUGAGGUCUCUCCUUUGUCUCUGAAGCCUCCACACUGUCUCUUCACUAAUAGACAUGUGGCUGGCACAAUUUUGUGCAGCUUGGGCAUCGUCUUCAUUAUUAGAUUACUUGCCCCAGUUUUGCUGCCCAUCGUGCCUGCACAUGGCACACACACCACUGAUCUGGGAAAUGAUGGUAGAAAGAGCCACAAAAGAACUGUCAAAGAUAGUUAGGAAAAGCUGUUUGGGUUCAGAGUUUUGAGAAUUAUCAUGCAAUAGUAAAAUUUUUUAAGAUAAGUUUUACAGCGGUACACUGCAGCUCAAAAGCCACAUAAGAUCUGUAAUACUUUAGAAUGCAAAAUGAUGGUGACAAUGACAAAAUGCAGUCAAAUAAGAUUUUAUACAUUGUAUAGUAAAUAUGAAAGAAAACUAAUAACUUAUGGAAGAUGGUUACUAAAACCAUGGGUGCAAUGUUAUUUUUUCCUGAUGUAUGUUGGCUAACUUUUAUAAAGGAACAUGUUAUAGAAGUAACCUAAAGGAAGUCUUCCAAAAAGUAGUGACUGGAUGAAGCUUGAGGUACUAAUGAGGCAUCUGAUCAAGGCCUGUAUUUAAAAUGAGCUUAAAGAUAUAUUUGCAAAUGUUUGUAUGUUUCAUGCCAGGCAGAAACCAGCUGGCUAAGUACUUUGGCAGUUGUUUAUCUUCCUGCUCUCCUGAACAAGCCCCCCCCCCCCCCGAUUUAUAGCAGUAGCAGGAGACAAGUUUCUCAAAGUUGUAAAAGGGAAUUACAGGCUGGGAGCAAAUGUUACACUGACCCUACAUAUUACAGAAUACAAUCAAGCUGCAAAAACACUAAUUAAGAGUUGGUAAAUAGUAAGAUUUAUUGUUUAACAGAAAAUAGUACCAUGUGCCUCCCAUCAGACUCUAGCCAUAUUUUCCUAAAGUUUAAGGUAUACUGAGAGAGUUAAAGGGCAAUAAAUUUUGGGAAGAGCUAAUGGGAAAAGCAGCUGGCUGGGAAAGGGGGGUGUAAACUGAAGAGGCUUCUUUUGAAGCUGUUUUUACUGAGUUCCUUUUUACUUUGCAAAGGCCUUUUCUUCUAAAAAGCUAUCUAUGUUAUGUAUGAGAUUUGUUGGCUUAAUGUAAUUAUGCAAAGGAUUUAGAAAGUAAGAAAUGUUAGAUUCUUAUGUUAGAUUCUUAUUUCAUUGAUGGUGUGUGAGAAUGUGAACCCAAGAUCUCUGUUUAGAUAGAAUUUAAUACCAUGAGCCAUUUGUUUUAGCCAUUUGUUUUGGAAUGCAGGGGCAACAGGGGCAAAAGGUGAUCUGGUAAUUAAGGUGCCUUGUCGAGGCAAAUGUAAGAUAUAUGGCUACUUGUCUGCCAUUUAUGGAUAGAAGGAAAUAUAGCUCUUUGUCUCCCAUAAAAGGUAAUAGGAAAUGGGUGUAUCUUUUAUGAUUGGUUCUAGCAAACAGCCAAUAGGAAUUUCAACCAGGCUGAUUGGACAGAGGCAGCCAAAGGAGGAGCAAGGGGGCUGGGCUGAGGAAAUAUAAGUGCUGGCCAUCAGGGCUGGAAGGGGGGCAGAGCUUUGGUAACCAUAUACCACUGUGCCUAUCAUUUAUUUGUCUGACAAAUAAAUUAUUAUUUUAAUUUCUCUAUUGCUGCGUUGAAUAUUUCAUUCCAGCUAAGCGUUAACCACAAGCAGGAUGCUACACUAUUAAAAGAGUAAAACAAGUUGUUGCCUUGGAGUUGAUCAGGAGAGGCUUCCUGGCUUAGAAGGAGGGCUUGAUAUGAUGGUAAUAGUUAGGGUGUGUGACAGGGAAGGGCCAGAAUAUGCAGAAUACCUCUGACAUUUCUCCUUUUCAGUUCAGCUAUUCCUUCUGCUUUCUUCUUCCUCCUUAAUGUUUCCUUGCAUUCACAUGAAUCUGAGUGGCUAGUUGUUUCCUCUGUACAGUGGUGCCUCGGGCUACAUACGCUACAGGUUACAUACGCUUCAGGUUACAGACUCCGCUAACACAGAAAUAGUACCUUGGGUUAAGAACUUUGCUUCAGGAUGAGAACAGAAAUCGCGCGGUGGCAGCGUGGCAAUAGCGGGAGGCCCCAUUAGCUAAAGUGGUGCUUCAGGUUAAGAACAGUUUCAGGUUAAGAACGGACCUCUGGAAUGAAUUAAGUACUUAACCCGAGGUACCAUUGUACAGAAGUUUGACUGCAUUUGUUGAGGGCUUAACAGCAAUUAAUUCAUUGCACACACUAAAGAUUCUGCAUAAGAAUUUUAGAAUGGUAGAAUGCCUUCUACAAUUUCCAACUUCAUCAGAGGUGGGUUGGCAUCUAUGAAAGCUUAUGUCAUUUUAUAAUUAAAACUUGUAAAAAAGAAUCUCAAGGUGUGUGAAACACAUUUUUCCUCUGUAUCAUACAAGGCAAACACAGUUUUCAUAUUUUAUAAAUUAUUGUUUAAAUGGUGUUUAACACCAUGUAGGCUUAGCCAUAUUUAUGUUGGGGUAAACAAGAAAUAUUUCACAUGUGGUUCCUGUAGAGGAAAUAUCUUAUUCCAUGAGAUAAUGCCACAAUAUAUUUAAGGUGCAACAAGACUUUGGGUGGGAUUCACCUAACAAUCCCUAUCAUCAGAAGCCCUGCACAAUGGGGAUUUCUCCCCUCUGCUCCCCCUGUGCACCCCCCUGGCUGUGGGCAGGUCAGGGAAACCCGCAGAAUAGCACAUGGUGGGGAGGGAAGGAGAGAGGGGAUUGCUCCAUCUGGCAAACAGAUGGGCUUGUGCAGAUGUAUCAUUUGUAAUAGUGUGAUGUUGAAUUCUUCCGUUUGCUUUUGUCCUCCUAACAAUAGUUUUUAUUUAUUUCUUAUUUAAGGGCCCACUCUCUGCCCACUAUAAUAUGGUUGCGUGCCAUCCCAAUCUCCAAGAUUCCAGGAGUUCCAGAUUCUCCUGAGAUUCCAGGAGUUCCAGACACUUACCCAGGGUUUGUGUUUCCUUUUGGGCACAGUGGAGGUUGUUGUGUCUUUAUGCUAUAUGGUUUAUUUACACACACAUAUAACCUGAGACUGUGAUGGAGUCCCCAAAGGGUUAUUGUUUCUUCUAUAGCCACAGCUUUGGACUCAAGCAGAGGUCUGGAAUGGCACACUCUCUCUUCUUGCUUAUUUCUUUCCAGGGCACAUUUCCCCUCCUCAACUGUAAACUCUGACUUUUCUCCUUCUCACUUUUUUCCCUUGCACCUAAUGAGCCCAGUGUGGGAGACAUGUAACUUGAGAGAGAAUUUUCAUAAUUUGGGGUGGGAGAGGGUCAGGUUAUGUCUGAGAAUGCUCUGUAUAUUUACUCCUUUUAUUUAUAUGGGAAAGGGGGAAAUGAAUUAGUGGCCACAUAGUGGGGUGGGAGAGCUGAAAAUAACGUCAAUAUUUCACAUCUGGCAAACAAUGCCAGUUUUCAGAUAGUACAUGGGUAGACGAGUGUGCUCCCGAUUCUUUCCUUCUUCCUUUGCAGGUGCAGCUUGAACCACAUCUUGAAUUCAAGUAUGGGAUGCAAAGGAAGAAUGUGAGCGCACUUAUUGCACUCCUAAUACAGUGGUGCCUCGCAAGACGAAAAGAAUCCGUUCCUUGAGUCUCUUCGUCUUGCGGGUUUUUUUCGUCUUGCAAAGCAAGCCCAUUAGCGGUUUAGCGGAUUAGCGCUACAGUAUUAGCGGAUUAGCGGGCUUAGCGGAUCAGCUGAUAAGCUGCUUAGCGAUCAGCUGUUAAGCGGCUUAAGGAUCAGCUGAUAAGCGGCUUAACGAUCAGCUGAUAAGCGGCUUAGCGAUCAGCUGAUAAGCGGCUUAGCGAUCAGCUGUUAAGCGGCUUAGCCGAUCAGCUGAUAAGCGGUUUAGCGGCUUGGGAAAAAGGGGGGGAAAAGGAAAAAACCCCCGCAGGAACUCGCAAGACAUUUUCGUCUUGCGAAGCAAGCACAUAGGAAAUUUGUUUUGCGAAGCACCUCCAAAACGGAAAACCCUUUCGUCUGGCGGGUUUUCCGUCUUGCGAGGCAUUCGUCUUGCGGGGCACCACUGUACUUCCUUGUUUUAGCUGUCGCUUCAUGCACCUGAGGUUAUAUAUGACAUCAGGCCCUAGAAAGGUGGGUGUGGUUUCCAAACAUUCAGAUGUGCCAAUCUCCAAGGCAGGCAAGCCUAAAUAGGCCUGUGGGCUGGAGGUUUCUUUCCACUGGACUAGAAGAUAAGCAGAUCUUUGAUUUUGGGCCAGAUCUCAUUAGUGACAACAAUGUUUCUCUUUCCCGUGUGUGCUUUAUGUUCCUCGUUUGUCUUUCUCAAUGCUAUAAAAAAGAGAAAUGUGCUUUUCAAACAUUCUCUUAACUUCAUAAAACAUAUAUAUGAGUUGGCAUGGAAAUUGAAACAAUUUAAAACAUUUUAUUGGCUUGCUGAUGUCAUUGGAUAUGAUCUAAAGUUUUAUUUGAUCAUCUAGUCAUUGAAUCAGAAGUAAGUGAAUAGUGCAGUUAUCCAUCCAAAGAGAUAGAAAUAUAUUGCUAAUUCUCAUCCGCGUGAAUUGCCGGUGCCAGAAUGUUUAUCACUCCCACAAACACUGUUAAUAAUGUCAUUGUAACAGUUUUUAAUGUCUUCAUUUUACAGUCUCCAUCCCCCCCCCCUGGCAAGCUAUGCAUAUUUAUACCAGCAACUCAAGAAAAUCCUUCAGGCAUCUGACUAUGUGGAUUCUAGUCCAUAAAAGCUGUAUGUCACAAUAAAUUUAUAUCAUAUUUCUUUUGCCGUUCAUAAAUAAAAUAUAAAACAAAUGCAGGUAGCAAUAACAGUUUUAGUCUUUAAGGUACCACAAGAUAUUUGGGUUUUUAAAGAGUUAAUUACUUUAAAAAACUAUUUGCUAGAGUUAGUUUACUUGGUCCGACCUAGGUCCAUUGUGAUUAAAAAUACCAGUACUGUAGUUUAUUUAAAGUAUUGAAGUGGUGGGGGGCGUAGUUUUGAUUAAGGCAAAUUCAUUUUUUCGUGUAACAGUGCAAACCAUUUUCUGUAAUGAACUUUAGGUGAUAACUUAAGCUGCAAUCCUAACCCCAUUUACCUAGCAAUAAGCCUCAUUGCAUUCAGUAGGACUGACUUCUGUGUAGACAUGGCUAGGAUUGCACAGUUAUGCAUGCUUUAGCAUAUUCUCUAUUCCCAGGCUUCAAAGAACCGUUUCAGAAAGUCUCAUUGAUAGACACCAAUACUUCUAGCAGCAGCAGCAGCAGCAGCAGCAAUACACAAGAGGAUUUGAGGGUGGGGUGGAUCUUAUCUGUCACUUCUUGCAGCCCUACAAAAAUUGAAAGAUGUUUAUGCCCCUUUAGUGCUUUUCCUUUCCCCACUGUUGGUUGCACAAAGACUUGACUUCCACUUCACAUUAUGCACUGGGGAGGAGGACUCCUGUCAGUUCUUUCAGUCUUCAAGGCAGGGCACAAAGUGGUGGAAAAUAUUUUUCCCAACAGUCUGCUGCCCAAUGAUGAUGGGGAAGUGGGUGGAUCUUAUCUCACUUUGGGCAGGAAUUUUGCUGAAAUUAAAACAGAAGCAGUGCAAGCCGCAGUCACUGCUUCUGUCAAAACCUCAGCAUGAUGUGAGGGAUUUCUCUUGCAAUAUAGUUUAUAGAGAAGUGGGAAUGGGUGCUGGCAACUGGAUUUGUGGAGCCCAGCCAGUUUUGCAACCAAGAAGACUAGGAACUAUUUUCUCAUGAGUUGGUAGGUUCCUGAGAAGCCCAACAAAGCUGUGAGUUGUGUGUAAGAACUUUAAGAUUCACUUGUGCUGGCUUUUCCUAGCUCAAGCAAUAUAUUUCUAAAAGGCAUCAUAGGAUGAAGUGCAGAUCAGAGAAAACAAGACAGGGUUGCCGUAUAUCAGGACACAAAAAUUAAGUUGUUGAGCUUUGCAAAAUUUAUUUAUUUUUUUAAAAAAGAAUAAUUUUUUAAGCUAUUCUUCAGGAAAUUUGCGAAAAAAAUAAAAACUUCCGAUAUGGACUGCCAUAUGCCCGGGUUUCCCCGAACAUUUUAACUGCUUUUUGAAAAUUCCGUCAGACAUCAUUUUUGACAGAUGGAUCCCGGCUUUGUUCAAGAAAUUCCAGACAUAUGGCAGCCCUAAAACAAGACUAACUUUACUUCUUUCGCCAUGCUCUGAAGGGUAUGUUGCUUGUCUUGCUUUUGAUAUACCAAAUCAGUUCUCUUUGUCUCCAUUGUAGUAGCCUUGAACUGAAGGGUGGUAUAUAAAUAGAUUAAAUAAAAUAAUGACUUAUUUUGAAAACACAUGCCCCUAUGCUUCUGUCCCUCACUCCUAGCAGUGCAACCAUAGCAUACUUUUUUUUGUUGAUAGAUGCUUAUAAAAUUAUUCAUCUUGUGAGAGAAGUGGCUAGACACAAUAGUUUCUCCCUCUCAAUACUGGAGCUUCGGGCAAUUCAGUAAAGAGAGAGGACAGCUUUCAGUUGUUGUUUUUUUACAAGCAAGCGGUGUAUAAAUUUUACAAAAUAAAUUAACAGUGCAUAAUUUCUGGAAUUUGUAUCUAUAAUAAUAUGUGGUAAUGGCUCAUAGACGACUUUUUAAAGGGAUUUGACCGAUACAUGGAGCAUAGGCCUGGUGGGUCUAAGGAACCUCCAUGUUCAAUUAUGAAAUGCCACUGAACAGUUGCUGGGGAGCAAAGGUGUGGGAGGUAUAUUUUGUUUAUGUCCUGCUUGUGAGCUUUGUGAAGCUAUCAGUUUGGUUGCUGUAGGAAGCAUCAUAUUGGUAUAAUAGAUAGGGCUUCUUUUAUGUUCUUCAGCUGGGAAAAAUCUAGCAGUGUGCUGUGGCUGCUCCCCAUUUCUUACAUCACUUCCUGGUUUUCCCUACCUAAGUACACUCAGAUAAGAUUGUACAAAAAUAAGCAAAUAUUCAGACUGGUACUAAAUCUGUUCUAUGUAUUUGACCGAUACAUGGAGCAUAGGCUUUCCAUUUUUAUUUUUAUUUUGGCCUGGUGAGUUUUUUUAAAAAUGUAACUUGAAAGCUUGCCUGUUUCUGUGCCAGCAAAAAGUUUGUCCAAUUAAAAAAAGGUUGCUUUACCAGUUUUAUAGUAUUGGCUGGUACCACAUAAUUAUUUGUAUUUAAUUGUUCCAUUUAUAGCUUAGCUUUUAUCCAACAAUGCUCUUGAUAUUUCUUCAAUUUUAUAUGUUUGCUGUAGGUUUUUUAACAAUUGGAAGAUUAAUUACACAAAAUGUUUUUGAGUUGUCACUUGGCUCCUCUCACCUCCUUGUGAUCUUCCACAGGGGUUAAUUAUGGAAAUAGUUUUGUUUUUUAGAUGCACAAUUAAUGUAGCAACCUAACUACAACCUUUAAUACUUUGAUGAUAAAGAAACCAGCUCAACUCCUUAAAAACAGCUCUAAUUUUGAAAUUGGAGAAGACUGUAUCCUCAAGAUAGGCAGCAACAUUUGGCUAGGAGAGGACUGUUGGAAAACUUACUAUAUUCCAUGCUAAAUGCACCACAAUUCUUCCACCUCCCUUUGGCCACUAAGAUCCUUUGGCUGUCAAGAAAGUAGCACAGGAAAUCAUAGAAUGAUAGAAUGUCAAGAUGGAAGGACCCACGAGGGUCAUCUGGUCUAACCCCCCUGCAAUGCAGCCUGGCAUUCAGAGAUUUCCACAUGGCCGCAGUUGAACCCGCACCUGUCACAAAACACGAUUUGUGCCUGGGGAAUUUUGAACACUGAUGAGAAAACCUCUUCAGAUUUAAGCUCUGCCCAGAAUGUGUUUGCAUAAGGCAGAACAGUAUCUGUUGGCACAUACCCAUUUUGAAAAUGUAGAGUCCUUGUUUAGGGACUGUUUUACUUGUAUUCUCAAACAUUAUUGAAAAUGGAGCAGAAGAAAGCUCAAACUAAUAGCAUAUUAGUAAUAAUACAAACAUUCAUUAAAUGUCAGACUUCUGUUGUUUCAUAUUUAAAUCCUAAUAAUGAGUGCUGUGAACUAUUACAGUCUUUCAUCAAAAGGCACAUCAGCAUAUAUUUGAUUGUGAUUGCUAUUUUAGUAAUGUGACAUAGAUCUGGUUCUUGUAUCAUGGUAAGCCAGAUAAUGAUUUACUGUGACAAUGUGAACCUGCUAGCUCCUAGAAAGAUGCAUUUUGAUCCUCCUCAAAGGCAGCCUUUUGCAGCCUUCUGAGGCCCAGAAAGGUGCCGGACAUAUUGAGACAAGUAUUUCCUCAGAGGUGAUGAGCUGUUCUUGUACAUAGAACUUUGCACUUAAUGGCUUAGCUGUUGGCUUCUGGGGAGAUUGCAGCCACUUUGUUGCUCCCUGUCUCAGCGCAGCAUGGCACCUAAGCCUAGGUUUGGCUUUGCAUGUCAUCCAAACUUGAGAUUAUGGUUAAGAUCUCUCCUGCUUACUCAUAACCAGUAGCCAAGGUUUUUCCUAUGGUUACAGGUCAUAGUUCGCAAGGAGAUACCUUAACUAUGAUUAUGGGUUCAUGUGGCACUGCUGGUGCAGAGCUAAAAUGCCCAGGGAGGAGCAAAGUGCUUGCGAUAUUGUCCUCAGGAGCUAUCAUGUUCAUACAUUCAUGCCAAGCCAUGGUUCGACUUCACAGUACAUGUGAAUGAGACUAUAGACUUUGACUCAGUUCUCAUGUCAUAUUAAACUAAAGUUAAACACACACUUUGAUUUAACAUGACUGUGCAUGAUGUUCAGUGUGCUGAAAAGUUCCUAUUCCAUUCCUUGUUGGUCUUGCUGCAUCAUGAGUGAAACAAGCCAGAUUUGGGCUUAUCCUGUUGUCUGAACCUGGGCUCAUAGUUUGCUUCCCACCAAGCAAGCUGCAAACAUCAACCAGUAUUUGUUCAUGCCUUACUGUUUUGUUUUGUUUUGUUUUGAGGAAACAAUGGGAUAGAUCCAUAUUAAGUUAGUUGUACUUGGCUUCCACUGAUUUAAGUGUAACUUAAAUUAGGGCCUACUGAAAUCAAAGUUACUACGUAAUUUUAAUUUCAUUUAACUUGGUCUGGAUCCAACCCUCUAAGUGGAAAGGAUCAAAAACAGCUUGGAAGAGUUGUUCAUAAAAUGCCACCAACCUGUAUUUGUUGUGCUGCUAAUUAUUUAGUUUCAUAAAUUGCAAUAUCCCUGAGAACUGAUGAAGUACGGCGUAAUAAAAACCAACUGUUCUGAAACUUUAUGGAGCACUGUUAGUGUGUUAGCUCCCAGGUUAUCGAUAUAGUUAAAAAUAAAUAAAUGUGCCUUAUAGGAAUUUGAAAUAUUUUGUGAAACACAUUAUCUUAUUUGGAGCUGAAAGUGCUCUUAUGCAUUGUCCUUGGACAUAUUAUGCUUAAUAGGUUUGGAAGAAGAUUCUGUAUUUUAAUUACAAAUAUUAUGAUGAUUUUUAAAAUCAAGUUAUGGCAAUCCAGUAAAGUGUAAGAAGUACCCUUUUUUUGUUGCAGUUGGUGUGAUCAGGUGUCCAAUCUGUCGCCAGGAAUGCAGGCAAAUAGAUUUGGUAGAUAACUACUUUGUCAAAGACACAUCUGAAGCACCCAGCAGCUCUGAUGAGAAAUCAGAACAGGUAUGACACUUCUACUCUUUUCUCCUUGCAAUGUGAUUUGAGUUUUUUCUUGUGUAAGAUAAAAUAUUUUGGUAAUUUUUGGAUUGACGUGUCACAGCUUCAGCAUUUGAAAAUAUUCCCCUCCCCCGGCUUUUAGGUGUGCACCAGCUGUGAAGAUAAUUCUAGUGCUGUUGGUUUCUGUGUGGAAUGUGGAGAAUGGCUGUGCAAAACCUGCAUAGAAGCUCAUCAACGAGUUAAAUUUACUAAGGAUCAUAUGAUUAGAAAGAAAGAAGAUGUCUCUUCAGGUGAAAUUUCCGUUUCUAACUUAAUACAUGACUGUCAAGAAUAGCUCUGACUCUAUAGAUAGCUUAGGAUACUGAAAAUCCAUGUCAUUUUUGUGUUUUGGAACAGAGAGAGGCUGUUGAAUUGUGACUUCAUUGGAAAGCAAAUAACACAAAAUACUGAAUUUCAUACACGGCUAAGUCCUUUUCAAUUGGGCAGCUCAGUUGCUGUUGUUAUGUAGCCCAUGGUACAAUUCUGCCACCUUGCUGCUAAGUUCAAUACCUGGCUACCUACUGCUGUCCAUUUUCUGAUGCUAGGGCCAUGGUUUCCCAUUGGAAAACUAAACAAUUCUUGGAUAUUUCUGAAGUACAAUAACGGUCCAGUCAUUAAUAAAAAACAUUUAAACAUUGGCAGUAAACUUUCACAAAAAGUCUGUCCACACGUCUGUUUCCUUAAUGUAAUUUGGCAGUACAGUGGUGCCCCGCAAGACGAAUGCCUCGCAAGAUGAAAAACUCGCUAGACGAAAGAGUUUUCCGUUUUUUGAGUCGUUCCGCAAGACGAAUUUCCCUAUGGGCUUGCUUCGCAAGACGAAAUGUCUUGCGAGUUCUUGCGAGUUUGUUUCCUUUUUCUUAAAGCCGCUAAGCCAUUAAUAGCCGCUUAGCCGCUAAGAGCCGUGCUUCGCAAGACGAAAAAACCGCAAGACGAAGAGACUCGCGGAACGGAUUAAUUUCGUCUUGCGAGGCACCACUGUAUCAGUAAAAUAUACGAAGACAAGUAAUUUCUGGCAGUUUAUUAGUCAGAAGACAGAUUGUUGUAGGUGGGUUAGUGGAUACACCCUAUUAAUUUUGUCCCUGCUGUUGCAAUCCUAGACCUACUCACAACGUGCAAUGCUUGUGUUUAACCAUUUAUAAGUGAUGAAGACUUACCUGGGUCGUUUAUGCUUGCUUGCAUUUUAUUCCUCUUCCAUUACCGAAGCUAAGCUGAAGUAUAUGUAACUGAACGGAAUCCAUACUCUUCCAAUUUACACUUGCCUCCUUCUCCUCUCUUCUCCCUCUUCUAACAUUUCCUCCAGCAGAGACAGUGUGUCAAAUAUUUGAUUACAUGUUCCACAGGGCAGAGGCCUACUUUUUUAUGCCGCUUUAUAGCGGCAUAUAAAUUAAUAAAUAUAAGGGUGUUUUAAGAUGAAAGUAAGAAAAGUAACAUUAUUAUGUUUAUUUGGAUCUGGAAAUGGGUGGUUUUGACUAAGGCAGUUUCAAUGAACUGUAGGAAGUGGAAGGCAGUUUGUUGAAGGCUGAGAAAAGAGUUGGUUGGAGUAGCUGGAGACACAAGGUAGUUGGAGCAAGUGAGAUUAUCUCAGAGGUUAGAGAUAAAUAAUUGUAGGAAAAUAGGGCAGUAGUUAGUGAGGCAGGAUAGUUUUAAUUAGCGGGAUAACGGAGAUGUGGUUCCACCAUCUUAAUACCUUUCUCCGGUUGAGAUCUAGGCCACAAACAUUCACCAAAAGCAACACCCCCUUUGGUGUCUUGCAAGGCAACUGCCAAAGGUGGAUGUUAAUGCUGCUGGAUUCUUCCCUUAAUGCAGGACCUAAAUGAAACUGGGAAGGGAUUUUGUGCUGAAGGCAGAAGUUCAACAAAAGUAACACAGUGUUUGGUUCUUUUUUGGAGGGGAGAGGUAUUUGCUGAGAAAGGAGUGGAUAGCCAAAAUAGGUGGGAAGUGGAACAUAGCACUUUCCCAAUCCAAAGAAACUGAAAGACAGAAAUGGUGGGCCCUGAUACUGUUCCUAGUCAGCAGUCUGUGCCUCUGCAUGGGGAUCUCUUCCAUGGCAUUGACUCUCCUUGAGCUCUGGACGCUCUUCUGCCAGUUUCAAUCUGUAGACUGACUUAAUCUUUACAUUAAAAUACAAAAAGUCUCUUUUUUAACACAGAGGCUGUUGGAGCAUCUGGUCAGCGUCCUGUUUUCUGUCCUGUGCACAAACAAGAACAGCUAAAACUUUUCUGUGAAACUUGUGACAGACUGACAUGCAGAGACUGCCAGUUACUGGAACACAAAGAACAUAGGUAUGACUCUUCUUCUAUUCCUAUGCUGUUUCUUCACACAGCAGAUGCAUUUAAAGUAGUAUACAGUCCUCAAGUAUUACUGCUAUAUAAUGUGUGAACUUUGUGUCUGUAGCAGAUAGAUUUGGGCUGGUGGUGCUUUGGGCUCUUAAUUCCAGUACUGAUUCUAAGUGGCAAUAGAGCAGUCGUCAGAUUAAAGAAAUCUUAAUCACAUGAAUUUUAGUUGAUAAUUUAAAUUACACAUUUGUACAUGAAUAAAGCAAUAUUUUCGUGGGGAAACAUAUCUUGAUUUUACAUGAUGUGUGCAGCAAGUACCAUCUUAGAAGAGGCAUUUCCUCCAGUGUGAGGUAGAGAAGGGAAAGUGUGUUCAAAAGGAGGGCAUCAGCACCUGCCAUUUUUGUAAGUACAUCUGUUAAAAAUAAUUGACAUUUUCGAUGUAUUGCCCAGUUAAUCAGCAACUGCUUUUUAAUUGAUCAAUUUUAGAAAUAGAUUAUUUUAUACAAAAAUUUCUCUCCCACUUUUUCCUUUUAAAAGGAAAUGCUCAGAGCGACUGACGAAAGCCUGAUUCACAUGUCAUAUUAAAUCAUAGUUAAACAAAAUGAUAUUUUAGUCUGAAUAAGUAGUGUGCUGGUGCAUGUGGUCCAAGGUCCCCAUUUGUGCUGCUGCUGCCUUGUGGGGACAAAACAAGUUUCUUGUUGUAGCUCAAGCUUUGUUUCUCUCCAAACAAACUAUGAGCAAAGGUUUGUUUUUGGCUUACUUCUCAUAUUUGGUUUGGAGAGGAACAAUGAAAAGCCAGGCUAUGGCUUGUUUCCUCUCUGGUGUGGCAGCAUCACAGUGGGGAGGAGUGAAUUGGGAACUAGAAUUUUUUGAGUAGCGUGGACCACAUUAAACUAUGCUGCUCCUUCACUUAAACCAUAGUUCAUUUAACUGUGAUUUAAUGUGAUGUGUAAACAAGGCCAGAGUAUGAAAAGGAACAAAAAAUUAACCGUUCGUGAACUGAUGUAUGCAAUUAGAUGCUAAUAUUUUAAUAGAAUUGGCACUGAUGAUCAUGACACUUUAACAAGGAUUAGGCUAUUAUUGCAUGAGUUCAUUCCGUAGAUUGAUGCAACACUGAAUGUUAAUUCUUUCAAAAUCACUGAGUUUAUGAAAGAAAUAUGAUGCAGCAAAUGGCUACCUCUGGUCAAAUAUACAUGUAGGCAUCAUUUAAGCAGAAAUACCUGUCUUAGCUUCCAUGAUUAGUACUUUGAAGAAUGCAUCUGCAACAUUUCCGCUUCUAUAGCAUUAAUGCAGCUUAAUGAAAACACUUAUCGUUUUCCAGCUGAAUACAUUGAUUUGGUUUGUAAGAUCGCCCUGCUGAACUUUAAACUGGUGACUUCUUAGAGGUAUAGGAAGCUGUGCAUAAGGAAAGAAAAAAUCAGUGUAGUAGUGCCUGCCUCUUUAUGCUAGGAUAUUUGUGUUCAGUCUGUUAUGUUUGCACCUUCUAGGGCAUACUUCUAAGGUAAUUUCCUUAUUUAAAUAUUUUAGUUCUUCAGGGAAAUUCUCAUUAUGUUGUUUCUGGAGCAUGAAAUUCUUGAGGUUUAGAUUGGUCACAGAUUUUUAGAAUAACAUGCUAUUUCAGAAACUUUGACAAUAUUAAUUUGACAUUAAUUAUUAGCAGUAUAUGGAUAGUCGAUUGGGCUUUUUUUUGCUAACCAGUUGGCUGGGUCUGGUUUACUAAAAUAAAGAUGACAAGCUCACAGUAUUAUUCUUGCCUUAUAGAUGGACCACUACAAUUGCUUAGAUUCAUAUGUAAUACAGAUUGCAAUCUGGGCAAGUACAGUACAAAUUUCUGAAACAUGAACCCUGGUAAUAAAAUGAGACAGCAGAUAUAAUUAUCCCCCCAUUCACAGACAUAUGUUCAUGAAUAAUAUUUUCUGGCAUCUGCAGCAGAGAAGGAUAGCAAAAUUUGACGUGCAAACUUCUGCAAAAGUUUGACCAUUUCAUUGUGAUUCCAUAUAUUUGAUUAUUAUUUAAUACUCUUAUGCUGCUUUUCCAGGGUUGAGCUCAGAGCUUUUUAUUCUAAUAAAGUAUUGGAAUAACCUAUACAUAAGUGGUUCAUAAUAUUUAAAAAAACAGUAAAAUAUCAGUGAAGCAAAAACAAACCAUUCAAUGAAUGGACAAUUCAGCAUGAACACAUAACUCAACCUUCCUGAUAAAAUAUUUGUGCAGAAUGCAAAUGAUUUUUCACAAAAUCACCACAUAUAUUCUUAGAUUUCUAGAAACACUGGAUUUUGUUUUGAGAAUUGAAACAGACUAAGAGGUGUUGCUUGGGACGCGGGUGGCGCUGUGGGUAAAACCUCAGCGCCUAGGGCUUGCCGAUCGCAUGGUCGGCGGUUCGAAUCCCCGCGGCGGGGUGAGCUCCCCCACCUAGCAGUUCGAAAGCACCCCUAAGUGCAAGUAGAUAAAUAGGUACCGCUUUAUAGUGGGAAGGUAAACGGCGUUUCCGUGUGCUGCGCUGGUGCUGGCUCGCCAGAGCAGCUUCGUCACGCUGGCCACGUGACCCGGAAGUGUCUCCGGACAGCGCUGGCCCCCGGCUUCUUAAGUGAGAUGGGCGCACAACCCUAGAGUCGGACACGACUGGCCCGUACGGGCAGGGGUACCUUUACCUUUACCUUUAAGAGGUGUUGCUAAUGGCAAUUGAGAUCAUUCUGUUUGCAGGGGGUUGUACUAUAUAACCCUUCCAACUCUACAAUUCUAUGAUUCUUUGUACAAAGGAAAUCCCCAUUUGCAAACCUGUCUUUUAAGCAUUCCUUACCAAUGGUAUUAAUGCAGCUGCCACUUUUCACGUUAGCAAGCUUAUAUUUCAAUCCAGUGUUUCCUCUUACUGCAGUGCUCCUGUUAGAUAAUUGCAUGUUGUCUUUUCUUCGGAAAGGUACCAGUUUUUGGAAGAAGCGUUUCAGAAUCAAAAGGGUGCUAUUGAGAAUCUAUUAGCCAAACUCCUUGAAAAGAAGAAUUAUGUUAACUUUGCAGCUACUCAGGUGCAAAAUAGGUAGGUGAUUAUUAUUAUUUCUAUAAUAAUGCUUAUACGGUAUUGUUUUUCCUUCAGAUGGGCUAGUUUAUAUGAUUACUAAAAUUCUAGCCUCUGAAGAUGGAAGUAGAACAGCUAUUCAGCCUGAUCCAGCAAACAGAAUCCACAUGUACAAAUAGAUUUCUGCAAAUGUUAUCUGUUGUACCAGAUUCACAAGUGCUUGUUCAAUGAAGAACAGUGUGCCCAUGCACUUUGCAGCUUUGGCAGGGAGAGCCUUCCUCACUAACAAGCUAGAACAUCCAGGCAACCUCCCUGGCUUUUUGCGGCUAAAGAUGGAGAGUAUGUGCAUACCAGCUGUGCAGUUACUGCAGCACUGCAGUGUGUUUCAUUACUCUGGGAUCUCAAUUGAUGAAGAGUAGGUUAGAAAUAGGAGUUAAUAAUGCCCCAGGGAGCACAACACAUCAAUAUGACACCAGUGGCACAAUAGGCCGGUGCUUAUAGGAGGCCAAAUAACUACCUGCUUCAGACAGAGAGGUGAAGAUUAAAUUGAAAUAACAGGUUGCACCUUUUAUUAAUUAGUUUUUUUUAAAAAAAAACCAACAACCUAGGUUUCUCUCUGCUAAGUUAGUCCCCCCAAAAGCAAAGAAAGCAGUAGAAUAAACAUUUCAUAACACAUGAAACAUAAAUAUCUAACAAACAUAGAAGGAUAUUUUAAUGUUGAUGGAAGUUGUUGUCCCAUAUUGUAAAACAAAAUUACUUUUAAGAUUUUCCUCUUAAGAAUGAAUGGAAAAUAUGGUUGGACUGUUGUACUGAAGUUGAACAUACUUCAUAUAAAUCUGUAUCUAUUUAUAUAAUAUGUUGAAUUUUUGCUUGAGGGGAAAAAAGGUUAAAGAUGUUGCAAUGCUACUGCCUGACAGCACAUUUCUCUCUUUCAGGAUAAAAGAAGUAAAUGAAACUAACAAACGAGUAGAACAGGAAAUCAAAGUGGCUAUUUUUACCCUCAUUAAUGAAAUCAAUAAAAAAGGAAAAGCUCUCCUACAACAGCUUGAGGUACAACUAAAUGCAUAAUAAAUAAAUAAAAAUAUUUAGCAUGAAUCCUGCUGUGAUCUUUGCACGUAUAUGGCUUCUUCUGUCUUGAAUAACCCUGUGGUUGGUUUUGUCCAUUAUGAAAUUCUUGGCGCAUUUCACACACAAUGCUAGCAAGCAUGAUUACAUUCAAACUUUGAAUAUCUCUGGUUAGUUUAAAUUACGCAGCAAGCAAGCCAAGAGUCAAACUGUGGCUUAUGAUCCUGGCUUGUUAACAGACUGUAGUUUAACCUAACCAGAUUUCCCCCCAGUUUGCACACAAUGGGGAAAUCUAGUUAAUUGCAUUCAUGGCUAUGCUGGAGGAAAGUGGGGAGCAUGUGUGCCUGAGGCUUGCUGAUGCUUGUUCAUGUAGUCCUAAACUACGGCUUAGCUAAGUGCAGAAAGGGCCAUUGAGUUCCUUUCUCAAUAUGCCUGCCUAAAACCAACAUGGAUUGUAAAUAUUCAUGACAGUUCAGUAAGGCACAAAUUGCAGAGCCACUCGGUUACAUGACUUUAAGUGUGCUGCUUGCCGUGUGAUGUCUUAUAAAAAUCUUCUUACCCUUUGUUGAAUGCAUCAUUUUAAAAUUUGAAAUCUCUCAUUGAUACUUGUCCUACCCUUCAGAUUUGUGUGAUCGCAUCCAUACCAUACAUUUAAAGCACUCUUAAGCCACUUAAACAAUCAUGGCUUCCUUCAAAGAAUUCUUGGAACUUUAGUUAAGAGUGCUUGUAGCUCUGUGAGGGGUCUCCUAAUGGCUCACAGCAUCCUUGGGAAAGUACAGUUUGCAGAAUUCUUUUAGUGGCACUAAUUGAAUCUGUAGUUAACAGUUAAAAUUCUUCUGACUUGGAUGCAGAUUAUUAUUUUUUCAGCGGAUGACAAAUUAGUAGUCAUCUACAUUGCAGCUUUGUGUCUCAUUACAAUAUUGGGUUGUUCAUUGCCAAGUCCCCUGUCAUAGGUUGAAAGGGUGUUGGUGAUGUGGGUUGCUCAGAACCUUUUGAAUCGGACAAUUUUCUGAUGACUUUAAUCAGUCUGGAUGAGAUUUUACAUGUUUGGCUUUUAUAUUUCAUAAAGAAAAUGUUUUUAAAAUGCUGAUCUUAUAUGUGGUACCAAUAUCUCAAAAUGGUUUCCAUAGCCAGAUGUAGUUCAGUGGAAAUAUUGAAUAGGAAAAUAAUUCACAAAAUGCACAAUGUGGUAUAAUUUUUAUGGUCAAAUUAUUGUUAUGGGAAUACUUGUAAUUUUUUAAAAAUGCAAUAGCCUAAUAGAAUACCCUUCUCCUUGUUAAAUUUUAAGGAGAAAGACUAAGACACUGAAAGGCACUAUUAACAGUGCAGUCCUAUACAUGUCUUUUCAGAAGUAGCUUCCAUUGAGUUCAGUGGGGCUUACUCCCAGGUAAGUGGGCAUAGGAUUGCAGUCUAAUUUUAGUACACCCAAAGGUACUGUGCUCCUAAAAAAAAGUUAAUUGCAAUUUAGAAAUGGCACAGUUUGAAUGGUAUUCUAUCCAGUCAUUAUGCUACUAAUUAAUUCUUAUGAACAAAUGAAAUUUUAGAACCAGAUGAUUCUUUACAGGAAAAUAAAAAUAGUAAAAAUUUUUUUUUUGUAAAAAUGUGACCUAUAACUGUGAUGUUGCUUUUGUAGAGUUCUUUGAAACUUCACAGGACUUUCAGUGUUUCAAAAUUAUGAUAAAUCAUAUUCAUAUCCAUGUUGUCUUCCUUUGUGAUGCCCAGAGGUAUAGAUUGCCCCACUUUUUGCUUUAAUUUUGAUAAAAUUACUGCGAUGCCUGAAAGCAAGGCUAUUAAAUCCCUAAGCUCUGUGGUAACAAGCACCAAAUGGGAUGGGAUGGGGGAUGUUUAUUGCUGGUGCUAUAUUUAUUUGAUAGGUUAAGUAGGUGAUGACUGCUUGAACCAAACUCGGUCAAAAUGUAGAUAUAAAGCUAGCUUUAACUACUUGCAUCAAAUUAGCACUUUUUGAAGAAAUAAAUCAUAAUGCAAAAUUAUGGAGCAGUUACAAUCCUACUGUAUGUUUUUCCCUUUUUUGUGAACUGCCUUGAGCAUCUUUUAGGUGGAUAAUGUAUAAAAUAAUAAAAUUGUAUAUAUGGAAUGUAGCCAACAUUGUGUGAGUAGAAGGCAGGCUCACAUAGUGGAUCUUUUCUUUCUGCCCUCUGUAUCAUCCCAUCUGUAUCAUCCCACCACCACCCCAAAACAAACAACUGCUCUGGAGGGCUGGGGAUCACUACCAAACAUCACAAGGCUCUGUUGUCCAGUGCUACAGUGGUAGGAAGAAUUGCCCAUAAUCGGGCAGAACAGGAUUUCCCCCUCUUCUCCUCUGAGGCCCCAUCAAUCCACCAAACCAAAGGGUCCCCCAACCUCUGGAGCAGAUUUUGGAAGCAUGCAAAGGGCAAUGGGGAGCAGAGAUAAAGGGAAAGGGCGAGGUAAUAAUAAUAGUAAUAAUGAUAAUAAUAAUAAUAGUAAUAAUUUAUUUGUGCAACUGGAAUCUCAAUCUGCUCGUGCACAAACAUCACUGGAUACAACCCAGCAUUUAUAUUUUAAAAUAAUCUAAAAUAAACUACACUUUUCAGCAUUAUAGGAAGGAAAUACAUCUGAAAUAGUUGCACGCAGUUUAACUAACACUAAUGAUUACAAUCAUGGUUAUUGGGAAAUUGAGGAAGUCAUGUCUAAAAUAAAUCCAUCUGUGAGUCUGAAGUGUGCAGUCAUAAUUAAACUGAAUAAAAAUUGAUGGUAUUGCCAAUGACUAUAAAUAUUAUUUAUUACAAUUAUAUCCAAUUUUCUUCUUUUUGAGUUCUGACAAAGUCUCCCACCCAACCACUUACUUAGCUUCAGCAAGUUUUCAGCAGUGUACAUUUUCAGAUCAUGUCCAUGCCAACAUGAUAAUUGUAAUUUUAAAAAAACAAUUAACAGAAUCCAAUGAAUUGUUUUUGUUCUGCCCAGUGAUCUGUCAGCACUCAGUGCCAGUAUGGCACAAAGUUAUUCUACAAAUAAAAGUCCACUCUCAAAAUGUUGGAUUUUACCCACUAUUUGUUAUAGCCACACUUCUGAUUUAUGUCUGUACUAAGUAUCCACACAUUGCAUAGAUAGAUGUUUUAAUUAUUGCAUUUGGUAUUAUUUUUUAAAAAUGGAUAUGUGUGUACUGUUUCUAUUCAGACUGUAACAAAGGAGAGACAGAUGAAGCUAAUACUGCAGCAGAACGAUAUCAGUGGUCUGUCACGGCAGGUGAAACAUGUGAUGAACUUUACUAAUUGGGCCAUUGCAAGUGGCAGCAGCACUGCAUUACUCUAUAGCAAGCGACUGGUAAGGAAAGCUUUGAAUGCCAGUAUAGCAUAGAUUAUACUCUUAUUAUUGCAUUAAAACAAAGAAUAUUGCAUCACGGGGACCCAUGUUUUUCUUACUCUCAAAGCUUUCAGGUAAGUACAGCUAAUGCCACUUUGCUAAUAUUUGUACAAGUGUUUCCAGUCCACACUUUAUUCCAAACUUGAUAUUUAAAUUACUGUAAAAGUUUGUUUGUUUGUUCGUUUGGCAAGCCAACUAGCCCUGACAUAUGCUGCAUUUUGAUUAGGUAAAUGUAACACUGCAAUACAUAGCGUUGACAAUUAUGUAGGUCUUUCUAGCAGGUGCUCAAUGGUUUUUUUACCUGUUCCUGAAUCUAUAUAGGAGUUGAUGUCAGGCCAGAUAGUUUCUGGUGGUUACCUAGGCUUCAUGAUGGUCAGCUGAGGGGCAAUUUGUUGGCUUCUUUGCAAAGUUCAUGGAGUUAGAUAUUGUUUGAAACAAACAGUUUCACUUGUAUAGACAGUCACUGGACCUUUAGUGCCUUGUAGCUAUAUGUAAUUUAUUCAGUACCAGUGAAGAGAGUCUGAAAAGGACUCCACCAUAACCAUUGAUGGUGUGUUGGUAAGGCAGCUAUAGCAACAACUUGCCUCCCCAAAAGCCUAUGGGAGAAUGCGAUGCUAACAACCAAUACCAAGAGGAAGGUCUACCAGGCUUGUGUGUUGAGCACACUGCAUUAUGGAAGUGAGUCGUAAGCAACUUAACACCCGCCAGGAGCGACACCUCAAUGCCUUAUGUAAGCGCUGUGUCAGGAAGAUUUUGGGCAUCACAUUGUAGGACAGAGUCUCAAACAAAUAUGUGCUCUUCCAAGCUCACAUUCCCACCAUGUCCACACUUCUGUCUCAGCGACGUCUACUGCAGCUUGGUCACGUCCACACAAUGGAAGAUGGCCAGAUCCCCAAAGAUGUACUUUAUGGGGAGCUGUUUUUAGGCACCAGGCCUGUUGGCAGAACCAACUCUGUGUUACAAAGAUGUCUGCAAAUGUGGUAUGAAGGCUGGCAACAUUAACCGUGCCAUGUGGGAAUCCCUUGCAGAUGACUGCAUUGCCUGAAGACAGUCAGGUCAUGUAUCCAUAGUAGUGACCAGAGGAGAAAUGACCGCUGGGAGAAGCACAGAGAGAAGAAAUGCCAUGGUGCUUCUGUAAAAGUGAAACCAGACACCUUUAUCUUUUCUACCUGCAGUAAAACAUGUUUCUCCCAUAUUAGUCUCUACAGCCACAAGAGGCACUUUAACUCUCCAAUGGUUUGACUUUACCCACCCGAUGGCUCACUCUUCCAUUGUCUGUUCAGACAGACAGAUGCCAACAGUUUUAACAGUUAUAUACCACCCAAUGAACAACUUCAUCUGGGUAGUUAAGUUAAAAACCAUAACAGCAAUCACCAAGAGUUCUAAAGAGUAAAACUUUUCCCAAGGAAAUUUUUCCAUUUCCCCUCUCUAGUUCUAGUUACUUGUAAAAACAAAACAAAACACCAGGAUAAAGUAAAAUCAAAAACCAGAAAUUUCAGUUGAUGAAGUUGCCACUUGAUUUGCUUCGAGUCAAAACCAGUUGUUUUAAUGAUGGACUGCAAAUCAGAACUGAAACCCUGGUUGCAUAAAACCAUAUCUGAAUGUGUUUUAUUUGAUUAAGUUUUACUUUGCAUAUUGGACUACAUUUGGCAGCUGGCUUAAAUGUUUAGCACAUUUAUAUAGCAUGGAAAAAUUAAUACAGUAUUUAUAAAAGUUGUGUUUACAUGAUAAUUCAGAUGCCAAUUGAAGUGGGCCAUCAAAAUUUUACUUGCAUCACUGCUUACCACCUUGGAUCAACAUCAGCAGUUGCUGUGAACUGAUCCUGCUCAAUUCUCAGUAAUUCCUGUGUCUGUUUCAGUGAAAGGCAGGAAGCACAUUUUUCCAUUAGAAUUUUGGUACUGGAAUUUGGCAUUUAGCUUGCUGGAGGUGCUGCUGGAAGAUAAGGGGAACAAAUUAGGGGGAAUUUACUAUCAUUUUUGAGUGUUGGUAUGGCUCUCUCAGUUUGUAAUUCCAAAGUGAUAAAAGUCUAGCACCUUGCUCAGGGCAUGUGUCUUUCACAUUGAAUGACUUGAGCUUUGGGUGACACCUUAAUCAUUGAAGCAAAUUAGAAUUUAAAACCAAUUCCAGGGUUUUGACUUAGAAUAGAACUUUUCCCAUGUCAAAUAUGCAUCGUUUGCUUUCUGCUCACAUGGAAAAAUUAAAGUCUUGUUCUAUAUUUUGUGUAUGUUUUCUGUGUUAUCAUUUGAACAUUGGUACAACUAAAGUAAGGCAUGUAUAAAAAUACAAGUUACCACUUAUGAACUCUGGGUGGUAUCAGACUAAGCUAUUCCUAAAAUAGAUCCAUUGAAAUCAGUGGGUUUCAUUCCACUGGGUAUACUCUGAAUGUGGCUUAGUCCUGUGCCACCAUCUAUUUGCUUAAAAUCUACCUUCUUGUAUUUUAGAAGUAAUGCACUUCAGUAGUAAUUCUCUUGCGAUCUCAUGUUUGUAUCCUGCAAUUCUUCUAAGUGACUGAAAAUAAGGUUUAGCUUAUUUCUAUGAGAUAGGUUAGGAUAAGAGAUGGCAGCUUGCUCAAAGCCACACACAGUUGUUGACAAUUUGCAUUUUGUUUUGUCGACUUCUUUUUGUUGACUCUCCGCACAAUGUCAUCACUAAUCUGAGAGUGUUUGUCUUCUCACAGAUCACGUUCCAGCUGCGACAUAUUUUAAAAGCACGAUGUGAUCCUGUCCCAGCUGCUAAUGGAGCAAUACGCUUCCAUUGUGAUCCCACAUUCUGGGCAAAGAAUGUAGUCAACUUAGGUGAGAGGGUGUUCCAUUUUUCUGAAAGCUGAAUUCAAUGUGCAAAAAUUCUUAAUAUGAUGAGUAGCAUGAACUAGAUAGAAUUUUCUGUAGACUACCACUAAAAUUGGUGGUAGUGUCUUGGAUCCAUUCAUACCAGGAAGCUUUUUUCCACUGUAUAAUUGUAUAAAAUUAUCUGACUUUAAGCAGACAUUAAGCCAAACUCCCCUUGUUUGGCAAGUCCUCUCCUCUCCUGUGCACAUGAUGAACUGUCAUCUGUUUGCUUGUAUGGGGUUGGAUCCGAGCCAAAGCUUUUAUAACGUAUGCAGCCACUACCCAGAUGCUUCUCUCAAACUAUGCUUCUGCUUUGCAUGCAACUCCCUGUCACUAGAAUAGUUCUCUCUACAGUCUGGAUGCAUCGUUAUUCACUUGGAAAUUGAUAUGCCUUAAUAGGUAGUGCUGCACUGUUGUUAAUCAUUGAAUAUGGUGGUGUUACUUCAGAUGCUUCUCCAGAUUUUAGCUUGAAUAGUCUUCUAAGAAAGCACUGUGACAAGAGAGGUGGAGUGAUGAGCAGGCACCACAGAGGGGAGGGGAGGGUCAUGACAGUGGUGAUGACGGAGGAGUGGAGAGUGUCUCCUGAACUACAUGCAAGAUUGCUCUGUAUAUUUCAGUAGUGAUUCCAUGUACUCUGUUGGUCAUUCCCUUCUAUCCCUCUCUGGUAAUAAAGGACACCGGAAAGUGUCAGUCUACAAUCAGUGUGCUUCCUUGAAGGGGAAAGCAAUUGAGGGUCAAAUCUGGUAGCCCACAUUCCGGUGUUGAAAGAAGACUUGUUUGUUCCAAACUUCUUAGUAUGUUAGGCUGCAACAUACUAGUUGCCGUAUUUCUGUAAACAAAGAAGUAGAAAACAAUAGGAAGACAUGGAAUACUCAGUCUAGUAUUUGUCCUGUAAUAUGACUUAGUAAUAUGAGUAAUAAUUUAUACCAGCUAAACAGGGCUGAAAACUUUCCAGAACUUUUAGCAGCACAUUUUAGAUAUUCUAAGAGAAAAUUGGGCACCAGAUUCCAACUGGUCCCAAAAUACUUUUGCAUGGUAUCGGCAGGACAUUUUGGCUUUAAAGACUCAUUAACCUUCCUUAUAGCAACAGAUUAGAAUGAGUAAAAACAAGAUUCCUUCAGUGACGCAAUGACUGAGCAAGGUGCAUGCGUUCUUUGGCAUGGCAAAGCUCUAGCAUCAAGUGAGAGACAGCUUCACAGGAGAGAAAUCUAUACCUUCAUGCAUGGCUCUGCAGCUUUUGGCAUAUAUAGAAGGAGAAAGGGCAAUAGCAGGCAAAAUCUCAUUUAGAUCCAUGUUUGUGUAUUAAAAUCCCUUCCUUCAUAUACCUCCCCAUAGUAACUACAAGUAAUAUAAAAGAACAGAGAACGUUGAUGAGAGAAUUUGUUGGUUGGAUAAUUAAGAGCCAGUAUAGGAUACUGAGCAAAAUAGAUUACAGCCUCUUAGGUGUGUACAAAGGCUUACAUGUCCAUACCAGGUUUUUCCCGUGUUCUUCUCCAGCAGCAACUCCUCUUACUCUGUUGGAGGACACUUUCGAGGUUCCUCAAGCUUCAGGGCAGCUUGUUGGGCACUGUGAGGGGAUGCUUCUGGAAAGGGGGAGGUAUCGGAACCCCCCACUACAUGUGCAGAGCUCAUCAUGCGGCCCUUUGGAUUGGGGCUAUACAUUGGGAACUGAAAAAGGUAUUGGAAAUGAAGUCUUGGAAACUACAUUAAAAAAAUAAUAAUUUCAGAGGAAUCCUAGAGGGAGCAGAAAGUAAAAAUAAAUCAAUAAAUCUUGUCUUUAAUUUACUGAAGAAUGAACAGUGAUGAGGAUGGCCUUUGACAAAUGCAUAUGACUAGAACAAAUCUCUAGAAUCAAUGCAAGGAUAAUUCUGAAACUGGGGAAAACCAUGGGUGUCAUUGUCAAGUUCCUAAAUAAACUGUUAAGAGAGGGGUCUCCCAUUGUGGUUAAUGGUACUGGAGUGCAAGCACUGAUUUGGCUCCAGUAACACUGAAGAAAAGAUUUCUAAGUUAUAAUUAAUUUUAGACCUCCGUUCAAUAAAUAGUGGGUGUGUGGUCUUGCUUAAACAGAUUGUCACCAUUCCAGGAAGUUGUAUUUGUUUUAGAAUUACUAAAGUUGAGUCGAAGUUGUGAUGCAAGAAAAUCUAAAAAUAUUUUAAUUAAGAAUUAUGGUUCAUGUAAGAAAUAACCAGCUACACAAAUCAUUGCAACUUACAGUAGAAUAGCUUCAAGGAAGUUACUAGUUUUAUAAUUCAGAUGAUCAAGAAAAGGACCAAAAACUGGGCAAAAGAAAACAGAUCUUGCUUGUUUAAAAAUGCAGAGGGGUAGUUACACAUUUAUCAAACAAUUCACAUUAAUUUGCAGAAAGUUUCUUGAGCAACGAACAAAUGCAAAGCUUUUAGCUAAAAUGGAGAAUUGAGAUGCUUGUGUUCUGUUUUGGUGACACAAAUUCAGUUCAUUAUAAGUAUUUUAAGAUGCAUUAAUCUGGAUUUCUGUAAAACCAGCUUAGAGACUGUCCAAGAGACAAGUGUCUGUUGGGCGUGUGCAAGCGACUCUAUAUGCACACUAGGACUUCCUAUAACUCUUGCUGCUUCAGCUGUGUCAGAGGUCUGUGGUUUGAAAAAUUGUACUGCAAAGGCAUUAGUACGUGCUCAGAAGCUUCCCAUAUAGUCUUUUGAAUCUGGGGCACAGUACUUAAAAUGUAAAAUUGGGGAUGGGGGACCUAUAGCCUUCUAAGUGUUCUACAACUCCUAUCAUUCCUGAACUUGGCCAUGCUGGCUGAAGCUGGUGAGAGGGAGUCCAACAACAUCUGGAGGAUCACAGUCUCCCCAUACUUGUGUUAAAGUUGUGAAUCACUCAAAUUCCUGUUUGAAUAAUGAAACAGAAAAAUCAUAUUGCUAAAUAGCGUGGUCUUAUUUACAAAUAACUUGCAAGCGUCUUUGCAAGCAUCUCUCACCGCUCAACUUAAUCUUUGAAAGCAAGCUGUUGUGUAGUUCUGAAUUGAGGGACACUGCAGUAUUUCAGCUCAGUAUCACUGCACAAGACAAGGGGUGGAAUUAAAUGUUGCACUCUUCUGAUUGUUCCGUCUUCUGAAGCAUUUCAGCAAUCUCCUCCUUCCCCUCCGCACAAUGUUAUGGGGGUUCUCCCAGUUCUUCAGAGUGGAAUUGGAGGAGGUGGCAGGGAGGUGAGGGGAAAGCCCUGUUGCACUACUGAGAGCCCUUGUGCUGACUUCUGCUAGCAUGCCGGCUUAGUUGAAUCAGAAAGAUAAUUUGUUUAAUGUGAUUAUAAUUGAAAGACUCUUACAUGUAAAGAAACACAAGGCCCCUAUUAUCCUAAAAUGGUUAUAAAUGUUCUGAGGUUUUGUUUUAUACUUAGAGCAUUAACAGAAAACAGUAAAUUAUCUUAUUUUUUUAAAAACAACAACAACCCCCCCUCAUAAAAUACAGCAUGGCUAUAAAAUAAAAAAAUAAGUUUAAAUGAUCCGAAUAAAGCCAGAAAAAACCAGAACAAUGUUCUAAUGGUCCCAAAGCACCUAAACAUGUUUCUAAAAAUGAAAAGACUGGGGGAAGGGUUUUUACCUGGCAUCAAAAUAACUACAGCUUGGGAGCCAGGCAACUGUCUCUGGGGAGGAUAUUCCAUAACCCGGACACCACUUGCAAAAGGCCUCUGGAGUAAAAACUACAGAGCUAUAUUUGUAUGAUUUUCUAUCUUCAUUUUUAGUCUCUUAAGUAUUAAAUGUGUUUCCUUUAAAAACCUCUAGAAUGCUUAAAGUUACAAUAUAUAAUUUGCAUAUUAUGCACAAGCAAUAAUUACUCUGUAUUUAAGUCUUUUUCCUUCUAAUGCUAUGGAAAUGAGUUCAUAAAAUAUUGAAUGCUUAUUGAUGACACAAAAUUACUUUGUUGCAAAAAUGUGUUGCAUGAAGUUGAUUGUGAUGUAUCUUUAUGCAUAGAACUAAGGUAAGAUAUGGGUACAUCAGAACCAAUAUCUUAUUUAAAGUCAAUAAGGAAGUGCAAAUAAUUACCAGUCUCUGAAUAUAUUGAUUAAAAGUAUAUUUAUUUUUAACUUUUUAGCUGCUGUGAAGCUAGGGUGUACAUAGUGUAAAACUGCUAGACUGUUAACAUUUAGCUUAAAAUAAAUAACUUUGUGACUGACCAAUUCUCUCUCCUGUUGUUUAGGUAAUCUUGUUAUUGAAAACAAACCAACCCAAGGUUAUACUCCUAAUGUAGUAGUGGGACAAGUUCCUCCGGGAACUAACCACAUCAGCAAACCUCCACCGCAAAUUAAUCUUGCACAGCUUCGGCUCCAGCAUAUGCAACAGCAGGUGUACGCACAACAAAAACACCAGCAGUUACAACAGAUGAGGAUGGGGCAGCCUGCAGGGCAGAUUCCUCGCCAGGCAGGCCCACAGAUGCUGCAGCAACAGGCAAGUUUCAGAUGAUCUAAAUUAAGACACUCAUUGUAGACACUAAAGUGCACCUUUGGUACUUUGAGUUCUAUCUUAUUCCACAAAGUUUAAGGUAGGAUUUACAGUGCUGUCUUGUAAAGCACAAAGAUGCAUCUUCAUUUACUUCACUUGGCAAAGAGGACUGCUUUUAUCUCAUCUUUUAAAAUACAUAAUGUUUUGUAGCCUCCGAGGUUGAUAAGUAUGCAGACCAUGCAGAGGGGAAUGAAUUGCGGUGCUUUCCAAGCCCACCAGAUGAGAAUGGCUCAGAACACUGCUCGUCUCCCAGGGAUACCGCGCCACAACGGGCCCCAGUACAUGAUGCAGCCACACUUACAAAGACAAGUAUAUGCUGUGUGCACAUUUUGUUUCCCAUCUUUGAUUCUGGACUUUUGAUUCAGCUCGGCUUCUAUGUAUAUAUAUCAACUGUGAAACCUCUUUUAAAGGGACAUCUACUUCCAUGUUGCUGGCUGUUUAAAGAGCCGCAUAAUAGGAAUCUUGUAAAAUUUUGGAUAUUACUAGCCACAUGCAGAGUAUUUAAGCUAAUGGAGCAUCUAAUAAAUGCACUUGCAGCCACAUUUUACCUUUCACAACUUUAUUGCCUUUUGGCUGGAUAACCAGCAUGUUAAUAUGGGAAUAAUUUGUUACGUUCUCCGAUUGAGGGGGAGUAGAAAGCUUGCAAAAAGGUUUUAAAAAGAGGAGAAAAAGUUUAUGCUUAAAAUUUCUAUGGAACCUUCUGACCUAUAAAAAAGUGAAUAAAAUGCAAAAUGUUUUAGAAGGUUUAAAACAAUUAUCAGCAAUGGGAAACUCAUGGAGAGAAUUGCAGGAAAGCAACAAGCUUUGAAAAUUUCCAGUUUUGCAUAGGAAAGACUUUGCUCCUUAUCAUAACAAUAUUUUCUCUCUCUUGCUUCCCCCUCUCCUUUGUCUUGGCAGCAUUCAAACCCAGGACAUGCAGGUCCCUUCCCAGUUGUUUCAGUGCACAAUAAUACUAUCAACCCAACAAGCCCUACAACAGCCACCAUGGCCAAUGCGAACCGUGGUCCAACAAGCCCAUCUGUAGCAGCAAUAGAGCUUAUUCCAUCAGUAACCAACCCAGAAAAUUUGCCUUCCUUGCCAGAUAUUCCUCCUAUACAGGUUAGUAUGCUAUAUGAAAUCAGAUGAAAACUAAUAAUACAACAUCAGAAUUUCUAGAUAUCAGUUGUGUGUUUCGUGUCAACACUUAAAAAACUGUAUUGUAAAGGUACAUUUGACUUGGGUCAUCUUCUCAUAAACUGACCAGAAUCGUCUUGUUUUCCUAAUCAGCUAUGAAACUCACUGGACAAAUCGCUGUGUCUCCUCCUAAUCUGCUUUACUCUUUCAUUGCAUUUUACACCAUUUAGUAUCAGUAUUCUUAUUUAGAAUCUUUUUUUGCUGGGGGGCGGCAUUUAUGAUUUUUGAAACCUGUGUCUGAAUUUAUUCUGCACUGAAACUAAAAUGCAGGAAAUGUUUUCAGUUCAGCUGUAUGUAUUCUAAGGUAGGGAUUGCUAACUCAUGGGCCACAUGGCUGUUUUUGUGUCCUCCCAGUUUGUCAUUUAAUGAAUUAACACCCCCAUGUGCUUCUAUGGGUCCUCUGCAGUGAUGCCACAAGGUUUUUUGUUCCCAGCCCACAAGCACAUACACAAGGCUUUCCAAAUGUGUCCAUUAAAAGUGUGUUUUUAACUUCUAAAACACUUCUACUAUCAUGCCAAAAUGUGUGUUUUAUUUGGGGGUUUCACUUAAUUGAUUUUGUAACUCCCUCACAACCUCCCUAAACUGUGUCCUUAAAAAAAAGGCCACACAGUAUUUUUCAUUUGGGACCUGCCUACUUUUACAUGAAGUUCCCGUAGUGUUGAUUACUGAUGGGUCAGUGCUACCCUUGGACCUUGCUUGAAGGAAAAGCCCUACUACAAAAUAAAUGUAUUCUUGUUUAAAACUAGUACAGAUGUCCUAAACUAUUUUUUGCCAUCCACCCUGAUCAGCUUUAAAAAAAUAUGAUAUAUUUUCCAUUCUUCUAGUGGCAACCCUUUUAGUAAUAUUGAAAGCAUAUGGUUUCUCCCUGUCUAUGUUUAUUGUCCUAUAUUUGAAUAAGAUAGUUAAAACAUACAAAUCAGGGCAACUUCAUGAGUAAAAUAUAAGGUGCAGUGAAUGAGUUCCAUAAGCAGAGAGUGGAAGUUGUUCUGAAUGUAGACCUCUCUGACACAAACCUAUGCAUCAGUAUUGACAACUGAGUUUGAAAUAAGCUUGCUUCAUAAAACUCACUGAAUUCUAAGAUUUUGCUACAAUAUUCUAUGCUAAAGUUUAUUAAUAAUUUGUAGCCAUGUAAUUUCCUAGACUCCUUGAUUACACAUGCAGGAAUAUAGCAAAUACAAAUAUGGCAAAACUGAGUAUUCAUCUGUUUGUUUCCCCUUAUUAUGUGAAUAAGUGCUAGUGCUUUAAACUCCUUCAGUGAAAAUACAGAUGAUCCUCAAGCUGUCAUUUCUAGCAUGCUGCAUUUAGACUUGGCAGAAUCACUGUGUGGCUGUCCUCCUUUAUUUCAGCUGGAAGAUGCUGGUUCCAGUAACUUAGAUAAUUUACUAAGUAGGUAUAUCGCAGGCAGCCAUCUACCCCCUCAGCCUAUAAGCAGUAUGAAUCCCUCCCCUGGGCCCUCAGCCCUGUCUCCAGGCUCAUCAGGUAAGCUGGGAAGAGGCAGUGGGCAUCUGUACAUUUCUGCUUAAAUUGAGACCUGCUUAAAACAACCAGCAACUUUAAUAAUGACUGCUCCAAAUACUUUAAAGAAAUUUGAUGUUUCCAGUACAUUUUCUCAGGUCUUAACAUCCCUGUUUUUAAUUUCAUCCAGUUAUUUCUAGUAACUUCUGCAAUAAUGCUGAUGAGCACUUCUUUCUCUCUUCCAGUGUCUGUACCUUUUAUGUAGCUGUGAUUUAGCCCAAUUUUUAUGCAUGAAAUAAUUUCCCCCUCAUGAAAUAACCUGUAAAUGAGAGGGCUAUAAAAAGGAGUACAGCAUUGUAGCCACCAGCUCACUAGAAAGAGUAACCCAGUCUGUGCAGCAAAAAGAUUCCUGCUCAACAAGUCGCAAGAGGAAAUAGAUUUAAAACAGUAUUAUUGUGGCUCAUGAGCGCAAUAGUUUUAAAGUACAUACCAGCAACUAUUGCAUUGUGACUACAGGCUUUAAUCUUGUGAGCGUUAAAAUUAAGUUUUCUGUACCACCCAUCGUCAUUGUUUCCAAGGCAGUUUCCAGAAAACCAAAGCAAUAAAAUCACAAUAUCAUAAUAUACAACAAUAGUUCAUAAAAUGAGUGCAAUUGUCAUGGCUAGUAUGGAGCUGAACAGCAAUGUCUUUUCAUAUCUGUUCCAUGCUCUGGUGCUUCUGUACUAUUUAUAUAGUCUUGCAGCUGUGUAAUAUUCUGUGCCAGAGUGCAAUUGAAGUCCUGUUCUUGAAAUUCAUCUGCCACUGUGAAAAUUCAGUCUAGCAUAACUUGCCUAUUUGUGCCACUGCUGUGGAAUGUUGGAAGUAAGUGCAAAAUACAGAGAGGAGGAGAAACUGGGUUUAUAGACCUUUCUCUACACACCUGGACAAAUGGCAGCACUAAAAUUGCUCUGAAUUAUACUUCAUACUUCACAGUGUGUAAGGUCUCUUUAAAAAUGUAUUGCUAGUAAAUCAGCAUGCAGUCCCGUUUUACUCUGCACUCCAACCUUUUCAGUUGUCUCUGAUUAUUCCCAGGGUUGUCAGCCUAUAUUAGUGUAGGUUCUAUUUAAAUGUAUAAUAUGUUUGUGGUUAAUAUGCAGUCAGUAAUAGUCUUUUAUAAUAGUUGCAUCAGAAUAAAGUAAUUGGGAUUAGAAAUCAUAUAGGGCUUGACUUAAGACGUAAGAAAUCAGAGCAACUAUUUCAUUUAAGGGGGGGAAAUUGUGAGAUUAAUUAACGUGAAAUGACAUUGAAUGUAGAAGUUUUGAAUUAUUUUAUUACUAGUGGUAAUGUCUGUGCUGAUACAUAGGGUAUUGCUUGCAUCACGUUAGAUGUGCAGUUAUACAGCUCAUGCUGCUGGUGUAAACAAUGAUUCAUCCUUCUUAGGUUUAUCCAAUUCACACACCCCUGUGAGGCCACCUAGUACCUCCAGCACGGGCAGUAGAGGCAGGUGAGUUGAAUGGUUUCAAAACCAGCUACUAAGUUAUUGAAGUGUAUAGAGAACGAAAUGCAUAUUACAGGAUUUUAAAAAAUCCCGUUUAAGAGACACAUUGAGGCUUUUAAAAAUCAUGUGCCAAAAAAUAUGGAAAUUGUAAAGCUCCCAUUUUGACCACUGCACCACAUAAAGAGGAAAGGCAUUAUAUAUUCUCUCAUGUUUUGAUCACUUGCAUUUAAGUUCUGUGCACACACACUUUAUUUUGGUCUUUCAGCCCCCACUUCUGUCCUCUACCACAGAGGAACAUAGUAGUUGAUGACAGAACACGGGUGGCAGGGAGCCAAAGCACAAAUUAAAUAGGGCCAAAGGAUUCACAUUAUGUGUGUGUGUUGUGUGUAUGUGUCUAUAUCUCUACAUACACAAACACAUACCUUUCUUUGCUUUCUGAGCUGUUCACUGAGACAGCUCCUUUCUGAGCAUGGAAACCGAGCAAGCUGUUAAUGGAGAAAGAUUGCUCUUUUCUUCCCUGGGCAGCUGGGCAGGGGGACUCAGCCAUGCCCCUUCUGCCCUAUUGCUCCUCUGUUUUUACCUAAUAAAUGGGGGGAUCUCAGGAAGGGAAGGUUUAAAUCUCUCCACUUCACAGUUUUCACUUCCACCAAUGCUGCUUAGCUGAUCAGAAGGUAGUAGGUCAACUAUGGGGAAACAGUGGCCUAGGAGGAGGUAAAACCCGUGGAGAGACUGGUAGAUUCAAGGUUUCCAAUCACUGCUGUACAGGUUAGGAGAACAGCCACUUGGGGUAAGUUCUAAAUCAAUGUUUAAUAAUAUAUAUGCUUGUAUUUUUUUUUUUUAAAUAAUUUUUAUUAAAGUUUUAAACAAAGAAAAAAGAAAAAACAACACACACACAAAAAACAAUACAAAAUUUAACAAUAGAAACACACAACAUAACAAUUUAAAACAAACUCUCUUUUAGAUUCCCAAUUUUAAAUUACUUAUUUUCUGGACUUCCUCAUACCUCCCUCUUUUGUAUUCCAAUCUACAUUAUUUGUCCAGCAGUUUCUUUUCCACUUUUUUAAACCCAAUCUUUAAUUUAAUGAAAUAUUAAACUAUAUAGCUUCAGCUUUUUUAACAUAAUCCUUGUUCUUAAUAUCAUAUACCUUUAAAUUUUUCUCUUUUAUUAUCAAAUUUCCAUUUCUUUAAACAUCUUUAAUCUUUAAUCUUUAAUCUUAAUCUAUCCUUAGCUUUAACCUGUACAGCUGGAAACCACUUAUUUUCAAUCCAACAUCACUCUAGCAUUCCUUAAUUUUGCAGUGUUUCUGAAGAUAGUCUUUGAAUUUCUUCCAAUCUUCCUCCAUCGACUCUUCUCCCUGGUCACGGAUUCUGCCAGUCAUUUCCGCCAAUUCCAUGUAGUCCAUAAGUUUCAUCUGCCAUUCCUCCAGCGUGGGAAGUUCUUGUGUCUUCCAAUACUUUGCGAUAAGUAUUCUUGCUGCUGUUGUUGCAUACAUAAAGAAAGUUCUAUCCUUUUUAACACCAUUUGGCCCACUAUGCCCAGGAGAAAGGCCUCUGGUUUCUUGGGGAAGGUAUACUUAAAUACCUUUUUUAAUUCAUUAUAUAUCAUUUCCCAGAAAACCUUAAUCUUUGGGCACGUCCACCAAAGGUGAAAAAUGUAACUUCAGUUUCUUUACAUUUCCAACAUUUGUUAUCGGGCAAGUGAUAGAUUUUCGCAAGCUUGACUGGGGUUAUGUACCACCUGUAUAUCAUUUUCAUAAUAUUCUCUCUUAAGGCAUUACAUGCCGUAAAUUUCAUACCAGUGGUCCAUAACUGUUCCCAGUCAGCAAACAUAAUGUUGUGUCCUACGUCCUGUGCCCAUUUAAUCAUAGCCGAUUUUACCGUUUCAUCUUGAGUAUUCCAUUUCAGCAGCAAGUUAUACAUUCUUGACAAAUUCUUGGUAUUGGGUUCUAACAAUUCUGUUUCUAAUUUUGAUUUUUCCACCUGGAAGCCAAUUUUCCUGUCUAAUUUAAAUGCCUCCAUUAUUUGAUAAUAAUGAAGCCAGUCUCGCACUUUGUUUUUAAUUUUUCAAAACUCUGCAAUUUCAGUCUAUCUCCGUCUUGUUCCAAAAUUUCCCAAUAUUUCGGCCAUUUGACCUCCAUAUUGACCCUUUUCAAGGCUUUCGCUUCCAUUGGUGACAGCCACCUUGGGGUUUUAUUUUCUAACAAAUCCUUAUAUCUAAUCCAAACAUUAAAUAAUGCUUUCCUGACAAUGUGGUUUUUAAAUGCUUUGUGUGCUUUGACCUUAUCAUACCAUAAAUAUGCAUGCCAUCCAAAUACAUUAUUAAAACCUUCCAAAUCCAAAAUGUCAGUGUUUUCAAGAAGUAGCCAUUCUUUCAACCAGCAAAAAGCUGCUGAUUCAUAAUAAAGUUUGAGGUCUGGCAGGGCAAAUCCACCUCUUUCCUUUGCAUCUGUUAGAAUUUUAAAUUUUAUUCUAGGUUUCUUGCCCUGCCAGACAAAUUUAGAAAUAUCUUUCUGCCACCUCUUGAAACAGUCCAUUUUGUCCACAAUCUGCAAAGUUUGAAACAAAAACAACAUUCUAGGCAAUACAUUCAUUUUUAUCGCAGCAAUACGGCCUAGCAGUGAAAGCUUCAAGUUUGACCAAAUUUCUAAAUCUUUUUUCACUUCUGACCAACAUUUUUCAUAAUUAUCUUUAAAUAAAUUCCCAUUUUUGCUGUCAUGUUAAUCCCCAGGUAUUUAACUUUCUUAACCACUGUUAACCCUGUCUCAUUCUGAAACCUCUCUCUUUCAAGCGGUGUUAAAUUUUUCUCUAAAACCUUGGUUUUUGAUUUGUUCAAUUUAAAUCCUGCCACUUGACCAAAUUCUUGAAUCAGUUCUAAAACCCUUUUUGUACUAGAUUCUGGCUCCUGUAACGUCAAUACUAAGUCAUCUGCAAAUGCUCUCAAUUUAUAGUGUUUAGUUCCGACCUGUAUACCUUUAACCAACUGGUCCCUUCUAAUCAUGUUCAGCAACACCUCCAGGACCGAAAUAAAGAGAAGAGGGGAAAUUGGGCAACCUUGUCGUGUCCCUUUUUCAAUUUUAAGUUCUUCCGUCACAACGUUAUUUACAAUUAAUUUAGCCUUUUGUUCUGAAUAAAUUGCACUUAUACCAUUCUCAAAACCUUGGCCUACCCCCAUACCCCGAAGAUUCUUCUUCAUAAAAUUCCAAGAAAUAUUGUCAAAGGCUUUCUCCGCGUCUACAAAUAUCAACACUGCUUUAGUGUUUAUAUUCACUUCUAAUUUUUCCAAAAUAUCAAUUAUAUUCCUCAGAUUAUCAGACAAGUGUCUUCUUGGGAGAAAGCCCGCUUGGUCUUUAUGAAUCUCUUCCAACAGCACCUUUUUAAAUCUCUUCGCCAAAAUAUCUGCAAAAAUUUUGUAAUCCACAUUAAGUAAUGAUAUUGGGCGGUAGUUCUUUAGUUGAGUCUUUUCAGCCUCUGUUUUUGGUACAAGUGUAAUAUAUGCUUCUUUCCACGACUCUGGUGCCCUCCUCCCUCCAUUAUUUCGUUACAGACCUCUUUCAAUGGUUGAAUUAACCAGUCUUUUAAAGCUCUGUAGUAUCUAGAGGUCAAACCGUCUGGGCCUGGAGAUUUACCCAGUUGCAUAUUUUGAAUGGCACCUUCUAUUUCCUGUUCCGUUAUUCUAUCAUUCAGAAUUAGUCUCUUUUCUUGAGAUAUUUUUUGUAAUCCAUUUGUUUUCAAAAAUUGGUCUAAGUCUGUUUCUUUCACGGGCCCUUGAGUGUAUAGUCUUUUAAAAUACUUCUGGAGGGUUCUGUAUAUUCCUUCCAUCCACUUCUAUAUUCGUAAUCGUAUUUAAUUUUUGUCUCUUUUUCAUUUGCCAUGCCAGUAAUAUAUAUGCUUGUAAAUUAUAUAUAAAAAGGUUGAUAAUGAACCUCAUGCUGCAGAGCCCCGUCUGCGUAUGUUGAAGCAAAAGUAAGACCACCAAAGUUAUUAUUUAUGCCUUAUAUAGCCUGUUGUUCCUGAAUGUGAACUAGUCUGUUCAUAUAUGGAAUGUAGGGGGCCAAUGUGCAGCAAGGGGGCCACUGCCACUGUGGUGAUUCUUAACUUUAUCGUUGCUCCUAAUCUAGAGGGUUGAAACAUGAAGGGGAAAUGCAUGAAACGUUAGCUGAAAAUUAGCACAAUAUGUGAAAGUACAAUAAGAGGAAUGCAGUAUUGCGCUCUUCUGAUAGUUCCAUCAGUGAAAGUGUUUCAGCUUGCCAGAUGGAAUUAUCCUCCCUUCUCCUCCUGCUGUUCUGGGGGUUCUCCUGACCAUCACCACCCACCAGGCAGAGGGGAGGGUGCUGGGGAAGGAGAGGGAAGACGCCUUAUUGCAGGCUUCCUCAACCUCAGCCCUCCAGAUGUUUUGAGACUACAAUUCCCAUCAUCCCUGACCACUGGUCCUGCUAGCUAGGGAUCAUGGGAGUUGUAGGCAAAAAACAUCUGGAGGGUCAAGGUUGAGGAAGCCUGCCUUAUUGUGUAAACUGAAGCCCCUGUGUUGGGGUUCUUGUAAGAGCUGUGGUUAUUGAACAUCUAAAAAAGCAAGCGUUGAUGAGGAAAAAUCAGCUCUGCAUUCUUGAAAGGGAAUUGCCACCUUACCAAACUUAUAGAAGUCUUGAAUUUCUCACUUUAAAAACAGUGCAUGAAGUCAGUGAAAGGGACUCUACAGUGGUUUACUUGGAUUUUUGAAAGGUAUGCUUUUUAUCAGCAAAAAAGAUCAGGAAACAAGACCCUAACUCCUCUAGCUAGAGUGUUUAAAUUUCAGUGAGCAAUUUUUCUGAAAUUUGAACAGCUUGUAUAUCUCUCUCAAAAGAUUCUCCAUACCAGACUCUAAUGACAGAGGCAGAUUUGAUAUUUAGGACAUACUGAUUUUAUGUUUGGUAAAGUGCUAAAAAUCCAUUCCCUCUCUAAUUUGGAACCACUUCUACAGCUGUAAAAACCAACUUGGUUAUGAUGCCUCCUAACCAAGUGCUUUAUCCACUUACGGGCACAAUUGCUUUCACUAAUUAUAUGGAAUUUUUAAUUAUUUUAGUUCUAGCAUUUUGAAGUGCAAUUUAAAAUGUGUUCUUAAUCUCUUUGCUUUCCAGCUGUGGUUCAUCAGGCCGAACGGUGGAAAAGAACAAUAUUAGUUUCAAGACUGAACAUGUGAAAGUUAAACAGGAGCCAGGCACAGAAGAAGAGGUAUGCAGUUACUCGGGACCAGUGAAGCAAGAAAAAACAGAGGAUGGCAGGAGGAGUGCUUGCAUGGUAAAAAUCUAUUUGUAUGUUGUACAAUUUAUCAUGCAAACUAUCAGCAAAGAGAACUGAGGGCAUUUAUAUUUUAUUGUUUUAGGAGAGUUGUGUUACUUCCGGAACCCUCCCCCUUAGGGCUUGCCCAAUUCUCUCUCUCCCUACAUUGCAGUAGUGGCCAGUGAGGUGAUACAGGUGGGGCUCAGUUGGUCUCCUGGCUUCCCAACACCAUGAGGGUCACUGCUUCCCUCCUCCUCCUUAGCUGUUAUUGUGCAGUAGGUUACAAUGCCACCUUUCUGUGGCCAAGAGUGAUGAUACUAUUAGAUUUUUUUAUAAUACAUUAUAGAAAAAGUAGUCAUUCCAAUGCUCAUUUUCUAACUCAGGAGUUAUUUGGAGAGUUUCACAUGGGAUUAGUUUGAAACAGAUUUGCCACGUCAAAGAUGACCCUUCAAAAUUAGUAAUUUCUGGCACAGAGGAAGCAAGCGAUACAGUACCUAGUUUCCAUAGGAAUUGUGUAGAGCCAGUAUUGCUGGGUUCCCAUCCCGUUGCACAAUUCAAAACAGGCCUCCUAUUUCAAAAUACUUUAAGCUUGUUAAAAUAUUUACCAAAUAUAGUGCACUGAAAACUGUACAACUUGUCUGAGAAUUGUCUGCACAUGCAUGUGCAUGUUGACAUUUCCCUUUUGUUGAAAUUCUUUGUUUACAGUCUACCCCAACUUCAUCUUUUUUAAAAAAUGUUUUAUCAAUUUUCAAGAAUACAACUGUAAAAGGUCAGUAAGAUGUACAAACCAGUCAAAGAAAAAACGUAACUGUGACUUAGUGAAGUACAUAGGAUGUUUAUAUCAUGUUUUUCAUCUUCAACAUUAAGAAGUAAAUAGGGAGCGAUGGGAGGGUCAGUCCAUAGCAUUUUGAUAAAGCUGAGCUGAAUGGGGGAAAGAGCUGUGGAGACAUGGAAGUACAGUGGUGCCCCGCAAGACGAAUGCCUCGCAAGACGGAAAACCCGCUAGACGAAAGGGUUUUCCGUUUUUCAAUGCGCUUUGCAGGACGAAUUUCCCUAUGGGCUUGCUUCGCAAGACGAAAAUGUCUUGCGAGUCUUGAGAUUUUUUUUCGCUCCCCCCCCCUUUUUCUAAGCCGCUAAGCCUUUAAAAGCCUUUUAGCAGCUAAGCCGCUAAGCCUUUAAUAGCCUCUAAACCGCUAAUAUCGCUAAUCCGCUAAGCCGCUAAUAGGGUUGCUUCGCAAGACGAAAAAAUCGCUAGACGAAGAUACUCGCGGAACGGAUUAAUUUCGUCUUGCGAGGCACCACUGUACAGGUUUGAGAGACAUGGAGGACAGAUUAGAUUGCCUAUGUCAUAAUAAAGAAGGUAGGUAGGGGCUGAAGGGGGUGGGGAGCAGAAAAAGGAAGGUGGAAAAGGCAGCAGUCUCCUACCCAAGGCAAUUUCUCAUAGAUUUUAAUCUUUUGCCUUAAUUCAGCUUAGCAGUCCUGAGAGCAGCUUGACUCCACCACUUUCCACAAACUUGCAUUUGGAGAGUGAAUUGGAAGCACUGGGAAGUAUAGAAAACCAUGUUAAAACUGAACCAGCGGACUUGAGUGAAAGCUGCAAACAGUCUGGACACAGUCUUGUAAAUGGCAAGUCCCCAGUGCGUAGCCUCAUGCAUCGAUCAGCUAGAUCUGGAGGAGAAGGCAACAACAAAGAUGAAGAUCCCAAUGAAGACUGGUGUGCUGUGUGCCAAAAUGGAGGAGACCUGUUAUGUUGCGAAAAGUGCCCAAAAGUUUUCCACCUCACAUGUCAUGUACCCACUCUCCUCAGCUUCCCAAGGUAUGAAAACAUACAGGAACAUUGAGUUUGUCACAAUGAGUUAGCAGCAUCAGCUAUCUUCUGUCAGCCAACAGCAGGGAUGGGAAGCCUUUUUUCAGCCCUAGGGCUGUAUUCCUUCAUGGACAACCAUCCAGUAACUGCCUGUCGGGGUGGCAAAUUUGAGGAGGCUACAUUUGCCUCACUAGCAGCCAUGUUUGCUAUGCACCACAUGUUUGUGGCAUCUGGGCUGGGCCAAGCAGGCAUGAUUCUGGGUCUAGUAAGGAGGGCAAGUCUGAAGAGAUCUGUUUCUAGGUUUCAACAGGAGGUAGUGGUGGGAUCCACCUGGAUUGGGGUUGGAACCUGCCGGUAAAAGAGCAAGUCACUGCCUUUACCUACCUAUCAGCUCCUACCAGUUGGAGGCGUUUUGUAGGGCAACUGAUGGGCUGUGUAAUUUCUGGGGACAGAGGAAGGAUUGGCAGCACUUUUGUCCUCUGCACAUGGAUCAAGGCGAGGUUAAAUGCCAGUGUUAGACAAGGAUAGGAACCUGUUCACUCUAGAGCCUUUGGGCUCCAUGAAACUUUCCCAUUGACUUCAAUCCCUGAACAUGCCAGGACUUCCCAGUGCCUCUUUCCUAUUUCUUGAAGAUUUAUUGGUGGUGGAAGAAGGUAAUUCAUGCCUGGGAAAUGUGCAAACAGGACAACCAUAUAGGACCUGUGCAUAAUAUAAUUUAUUCUAGUUACAAAAAAUGAAUUUUCUACCUGUAGAUUUUUCAGUACACUAGUACAAAAAAAUGCCUGAAUUUCUGAACUAUAUUUUCCCCAUUUUUAGUGGAGACUGGAUAUGUACAUUUUGCCGUGAUCUUAGCAAACCCGAAGUGGAAUAUGACUGUGACAACUUGCAACAUAGUAAGAAGGGGAAAACUGCACAAGGUUUGAGUCCUGUGGACCAAAGGGUAGGUUACGGAUAAUACAUUUAUCUUAUUUUGGAACUGUUCUUAACUAAAUGCUCUUGGCUUUUCUUCUGCUGUGGUCUCUUGACUUAGUUUAAACUUACAUUUACAUGAGUAACUUUACUAUAUAUCUAUAUUUUAAUUAGUAAGUGGGUGCAUGUUGCUAUAGCAGGACUAGAAAUAAAUUAUUAUUGGAGAUGGUCCAGUUUUUAAAUGGCAGUUGCUUUUAAUAUUUAUGGCUAUAUUGGGGGUCUACUCUAAUUGAUUGAGCUUUCGCAUCAUGAACAAGAGAUCAGAAAUCAUCUAGACUACUAGACUCCAAAUAAUCCAGAUGACUAGAAUGGAUUGAAAAUGUGACAUUUUCACUUGGAGAAAAGGGUUUUUCCUAGAAUUGACUUUUGUUUUCAUGCUGAUUGAUUGAUUGAUUGAUUGAUUGAUUGAUUGAACAUACUGACUUCCUUCAGGGCAAAGCUUUCCUAUGAUGACUUACAAAAGAUCAUUACUUUCACGUGCAUAGGAUAAUUUAGCUUCAGUGCUCUUCCAAAUGAUUUAUAGUACAACCCUCUUGCAAUGCUUAUAGUCUGUGCCCCUCAUGAUCUUCCUUUUUUACCCUUUCACCUGUGAUCCAAAGAGCUGGCCUUUUCGACCAGUAUAGUUCCCACCUUGGCUUCAGCUCCCUCCUUAGAUGGCCCCCUUGUCUCAGUCUGUGAAACAUGUGCUCUAAUGAGGAAAAGAUUUGGGAAUUUUGAACACUUCCUUUUAGGAUUAGACUGUCUUUACUUUCUGUUUUCCAGAGCUGUUCACAUCUCUAUGAUAGGCAGUAAUUCAGCAUGUAAUGGAACCAUAGAAUUGUAGAGUUGGAAGGGACCCCAAUGGAGAUAGAAGCACAAUGAAGCUGUUGCUUCUGUCUCUCUCUGUAGGUUUCAGUAAUGGCAGUUGGUGGCUGCAGAGAGAGAUGCUCACAGCUGGUGCUGUAUCCUCUGGCUUUGGCAAUUUGUAGCAGUUAGAAUGCUUAUGGUUUGAUUUUCAUUGAUGCUAUAUUUCGAUAGCUGUUUUCAUGCUUUUUGUACCUUUUUUGUGGGGGGGGUAGAAAGGUAUAGAAAUUGUAAAAUAAGUAAAAUAAUCACUCUAUAAACAAUAAAUAGUCUUGCCACCUGUGACAAUUGCUUUUUUUCUAAAAGUUUUUGACAUCAGUGGUCUUGAACAACUGGUUUAGUUUUAUCCAUAGAAUUAACUAAAAUGGAAUUAGCAAAGUACAUUCUGAGAAGAGGAUGCAACAGAAGGUUAUGACACCUUCUCACAAGUGAAGGUGCAGUCUGUGAACCAGUUUCCCAUAAAAAAACAAAACCCCAGAGCCAAAACUAUCAAGGGGACUUUCUCUUAAGAAAGGCUUAAGCAGUUGAUUUUUUUUUAAACUUAAAGUUGGAUGCAUGUUGGGUUGAAAUAAACGACAGACGAAUAACAAGUGUCAUAUGGGAGGCAUCUCCCUAGCAUGUCUCGGGGAGUCCCUUUUAUUGAAUAUUACAGCAUUGCCACAUAUGUGCUUGUUGCUGAUUGGGUAACACAAAUACAAUGCAAGGGCAUUAAGCAUCAAUAGAUUAAAGGUUGGGAAAGGGAACACAUGGUUGGACAGGUAUGAAAACCUCCUUAUUAAACUAUUACUAGUGAUUGAUAUUGGAAAACUUAAAAGAGCAUAACAAUCGCAUUCCGUAGAUGUGGUCAACCAUGCAUUAAGAACAGGUCAGGGUCCGAUGUUUCAUGAACUCAAUGUGAACUAAACAUUCUAGGGUGGAUGAGGAAGGAAUGCUUCAGCUUAGAGCGGUUUGCCAGACUCAUGUGCAGAAGCAGAACUUCCCAUCAGAUGCAUGCAUGAUGAAGGUUUCUAAAAUUAUGACUAGAGGGAGAGGAAAAAAAUAGAGAAAUGAUUCACUCAAACCCAGAAUUUGAUGUCAUUGAAUGUCAUUGAUAAAUUUAAUGCAUUUAAUAACAUAAAACAAUGUGUGGUAGGUUCAGGAUGGGCAGAAUAUUUCAGGCAGUGCCUUAUAUGUUGCACUGGGUGUUGUGAAUAGCAUAUGCAACUUUUAGAAAGAAUUACAUUUUUUGGAUGAUAGAUCUGUUAGUGGCUCUUAGCUAGGAAGAAUGCUUCUACGUUCAGAGGCAGUAAAUAACCUGAGCACUAGUUUUGUGGAGGCGAAAAGGGUGGGUUGUCUACAUGGUGCUUGGAUUGUGUGCUUCCCUGAAGUAUCAGGCUGGUCAGGAGCUCAAGAGCUUGUUCUAAUGUAGUGGGCUCUUUUUGUUGCUCAGAAUAUAUUCUUCAUGCUGUAUCAAACUGCUGUCAAAACUUCCCGCAGCUCCAAAGGUUUUGGCAUGUAGUACUGCUGGUUCGGGAAAUAAAUCCAAAAGCCCCUUUGGCACAUGGGAUUAGUAGCCUUGUUCUUUGAAUCUUAACCACAGGCUACACUUGUUCCAGGUACAGUGGUGCCUCGCAAGACGAAAAGAAUCCGUUCCGCGAGUCUCUUCGUCUUGCGGGUUUUUUCGUCUUGCGAAGCAAGCCCAUUAGAGGUUUAGCGGCUUAGCGCUACAGUAUUAGUGGCUUAGCCGGCUUAAAGAUCAGCUGAUAAGCGGCUUAACGAGCAGCUGAUAAGCGGCUUAGCAUCAGCUGUUAAGCGGCUUAAAGAUCAGCUGAUAAGCGGCUUAGCAUCAGCUGUUAAGCGGCUUAAAGAUCGGCUGAUAAGCGGCUUAGCAUCAGCUGUUAAGCGGCUUAAAGAUCAGCUGAUAAGCGGCUUAGCCAUCAGCUGAUAAGCGGUUUAGGGGCUUGGGGAAAAGGGGGGGAAAAGGAAAAAAACCCCGCAGGAACUCGCAAGACAUUUUCGUCUUGCGAAGCAAGCACAUAGGAAAUUGCUUUAUGAGGCACCUCCAAAACGGAAAACCCUUUCGUCUAGCGGGUUUUCCGUCUUGCGAGGCAUUCGUCUUGCGGGGCACCACUGUAGUCUUGUUGAAGUUAGUGAGGCCACUGCAGAGUAGGAGGUUUAUUUGUUUCAGUUGUUGGGCUUAGAGAAUCCUUUAUAUACUUGAAUAUUCCACUGUAACUUAUACAUUAACUGAAAUGCUGCCUUUUGGAAUUACUUCUUUUGGAAGAUCUCUUGUAAACAGUUCAAUAGGUUUUAUUGCAAUCAAGUAAUAUAUAAAUUUUGUUACAUAAGCAAAUGAAUGGAUGAAUGAAUAUUUACUGUUUUUUUUCUCUCUGCAAGAAAUGUGAGCGCCUCCUGCUUUACUUGUAUUGCCACGAGCUGAGCAUUGAAUUCCAAGAGCCAGUCCCAGCCUCGGUGAGUGACUUAAUGCAUUUUACCAUGGAAAUGAUAGAAUGUGAAAUAACCAGCAAUUGACAGACAAAAUUGUCGUAAUGAAACUUGGACUAAAAUCAGUGUGAUUAUUAUUUUGUUGGCCAGUCUUUUGAGUAAUUUUAUCUGUUCACAAAGUCGUUUGGAUGAAGAUAGUUGACUGAACCAGAGAGCUCAUGAUGGUCAAUAUUUUUUUUUUUUUAUCACAAGUUUUCUCAGAAGAAAGAGAGAAUGAAUCUCUCUCUCUCUCUCUCUCUCUCUCUCUCUCUCUCUCUCUCUCUCGGAAUAUUUCACUGUUGCAUAAAUGAAAUACCACCACAUUGGAUAUACACUUUACUCUGACUUUUGUGACUCCCUCCAUCUUUUCUCAACAGAUACCAAAUUACUAUAAAAUAAUAAAGAAACCAAUGGAUUUAUCUACAGUGAAGAAGAAACUGCAGAAGAAACAUUCCCAGCACUACCAGACACCUGAAGAUUUUGUGGCAGAUGUUCGGCUGAUCUUCAAGAACUGUGAAAGGUUUAAUGAAGUAUGUUAACUUCCAACCUGCAGAAUCAUUCUGGUUAAUAUGCGAAGCUCAUUUCACGUUGCACCUUUUCCACGUAGACUUUAGUUACAACUGCUGUAGGAGUUCUAGACUUGUGGUUCAUUUAUGUAGGGCUCCCACUCUAUAGGUUGUAUGUUUACAUGGUUGGGCACAGAACUGAGUCUUGAGCUCUUCCCCAAUUGUGCACAGAACAUUUACUGUGAAUGGGUUCAAAGCAUAUAAAUGCCUAUUCAUGUGAUCUGUCAACCUACCGUAUAGUAGACAGAUUACAGAUUGGUGCUUACUUGCAUAUUAAUGUAUGCAUAUAGGCUUUUUUUCACAGUUUUAAGUUUUGGAUAGCCCACUCACGUACAGUCUACUCUGUGAUCUGUAGACAAUUCCUUGGCUUCUCAUAUUUUCAGAUUUCAUGUUAGUGAAAUUGGUAUUUGGAUGGCUCAAAUCAUGUCUGGAAGAGACUAAUAUCUGUGUAUUGUCUAAAUAUAUUGCAAGUUUUGAUUGAAGAUUGCUUGUGUUUUCUGUAGAGCAAACCUUCCUAUGCUGGCACAUUAUUGCCUGAACUGAGCAGACCCAAAUGAUAAAACUAUCCCAGACAAGUUCCUUGUGGGAAUCACUUAACGGGAUAACUGCAAAGCUUUAAAAGCAGUGGAAAACAAAACAAGCCAUUACAACUAGAAGUAAUCUUACUUAUAAAUUAAAUCAAUUAUAUCCACUUAUAUAUUAUAUCCACAUAAAUUAUUUGUUUCAUUAAAACAUAAACUCUUGUAAGUGAACUGUAAACAGUUUGGGGAAGUGGUGGUACAGAGCAAAUAAACCUUAAAUAAAAGUGUGAAAGGUUUAGACAUUCAUGGUUAGCCAUUGAUCAGCCAACAUAGCUGGAUGGAGCUUCCAUGUUUAGGAACAGUAUAUUUUUGAAUACUAAAGUCUGAGGAUAUGCAGCCGAGGAGUGCUGUUGCCUCCAUGCCUUAUUUACUUGCACCUUAAAACAUCUGACUAGCUAUUCUUAGGACCAGAUACGGACUAGAUGGAUCAUUUGUCUGAUCCUGCAGUGCUGUUCUAAACCUCUCUCAGAUAUUUUUACACACAAAACCAAAUUAGCUUGGGAAGACCCUUCAUCUUACAAGGUAGUCUGCUGGGCUUCAUUAUUUGUUGAGCUGCCAGCUGAUAACAUGACUUGAGUGCCCAUUUUACUGUUGCAUGUCAGUUCAAAAAAUCCAUUAAUACAAUAUAAAUAAUACAAAACGUCUAUGAUUGUGCAUGUCUGGAAUGUGGCAUUUCAUAGAUGGUACUUUCUAAAGUACUCUCAGACUGAAGCAUAAAGUUGUUACACACACAUCCUACAAAAAUGUGACUUAUAAACUACAUAAUGGGGUAAUUCAUAAAAUAAUAUAAAAAUAAUAAAACAAUGGAUAGGGAAGUACUUAAUAUGGACAUGAGAGGUCAUUUUGGCAUAGGAAGACAUUUAAAGAUGCCUACCUGCCUGUGCAAUAGAAAUUCACUUGUGCAAGAAGACUUCUGUUUUCUCUUAUGCCCAACCUUCCAGAGCAGGAAAGCAGAGGCUGUAAGCGGUGAGGAAAGGAAGGAGAAGCCUAGUUGUGUGAGCAGAUAUCUCUACUCAUGCUAAGUUGGAUGUCACCCAUAGUUUCGACACUUAAAACUAAUCCUUAAAAAACUAAAUUUAGAAACUUCUGUGAUGUGUGACCAUACACUGUUUGUGGACAUGCAGGGAAUGAGACAGAUCUUGAUGGUGUUCUACAGUUUAUAAUUUCACUUGUUUCAUGUGCAUUCAAGUAGCCUGUGCUUUCUAUUUCAAGACAUAAGAACAAUAAAAGUGUAAAGCCAAAAAGGGUAUGAGACUUCUUGAAACCAUUUGGGAAUUGACCUUUUUAACUGAACUAAACAAGUGAGGUGGAAGAGCUGUGUGUCUCAGAGCAUACUGAUGUUAAGGAAUAGUUGAAUCAUUUGCUAUGGAAGGAAAAUGCUUCAGCUCCUAAGGGUGAAUAGUUACAGCUACAGUAGGAAACUAUGGCAAUGAAGGAUGUCUGCCUCUGUUAUUGCGGCAAUAUGAUCUCAGAUGUUCAGGACUACUUUCUGUGUGUGGUUACAUUUUGUUUAUCAAAGUGGACAGAACCCAGCAGAAAAAUAUUGCAUCACUUAGGCCAUUUUUAAGGAGAAAUUUUCAGGCACUUGGAUGAAAGAGAUGACUGCCGAACUUCCACAUCGCAGCUCUCACAUCAGUUUGCUGAAUAAAUUUUCUGUGAGUCAAACAAUACUGGUCGUCUGUGCUUGGUAUCAGUUUCUGCAGUAACAUAACUUGCUUAGGAUUUGUGUACUGCAAAUGCAGUAACACCUCAUGAAGAGAGUCACCUCUACAUCACUGAAUUUUAAAAAUAAAUUGGUAUGGUUGACUUUAGUCAUGCAAUCCUGUGCGGUCUCAUGACUUUAGAAGGGAUUAUAAUUUCCUUUUUUUUGACUCUGGUAUCCUUUUUAGAUGAUGAAAGUUGUUCAAGUUUAUGCAGAAACACAAGAAAUUAAUUUUAAGGUAAGCGUUUCAGACCAUGCUCACUUGCUGAAGGGAUGUGCAUUAUCAAUGGGUGAUGUGUUACUAUCUUUUUACUUUUCAGGGUGAUUCAGAAGUAGCACAGGCAGGCAAGGCAGUUGCGUUAUACUUUGAAGAUAAACUUACAGAGAUCUACCCAGACAGGACCUUCCAGCCUUUACCUGAAUUUGAGCAAGAAGAGGACGAUGCUGAAAUAACAGAUGACUCCGAUGAAGAUUUUAUACAGCCGCGUAGAAAACGUCUAAAAUCGGAUGAGAGACCGGUGCAUAUAAAGUAACCUGAUUAAAACGGACCUAAACUAUUGUAAAAAGAGAAACAUAUUUAAGUGUUCCUGGAAUAUUAUCUUGCCUUCAGUGGCCAUCUUAUUGAAGCUGAUAGUGUUCAGACAGUAUUAGAAUACAAAAAGCAUUUGUACAGAAACAUACUUGUCAAAAAGGGGGGGAAAGCUUUCAACUUCUGUUCCGGUUUUUUUGUUUUUAGUGUUUGAAUUUUCAUUUUACACUUGAGAAUACUUCCUCAUUUCUCAGAUUUGUGUGUGGGAUGAAUGUUGAUAAAGAAGCGAGUUUUAUAUCACAACAUUUGUAUGAACAGUGAACUCUUGUCACUACUUAGUAACCAUUUUUGAAAGACUGGACCAAGGCAGUCAUGUUUGCUUCCAUGCUAGGCAGCAGUUUAAACUGCAAGAAACCUUCCUCAAGAUCCUCUUCAUGCAACCCUAGGUGUGAAUUGGAUUGUUUUUAUUCAUCGUCUCAUCUAAGUGGUAUUGCGAGUAUCAUAUUCUGCGUUGGGUCAAAUAGCUGGGUUCUUUCUUUUAACUGACUGUGUAUAGAAGUAUCGUGACUUGAUCAUUAAAACAUUUUGAAUUGGAGAAUGCAGGAGUGCAAGUUCUUCAUAUGUGCUUCAUUAAGUAUGGUUGCAGUUAAUGCUUUUCGUGGUCUUGAGUGGAAGUCCUAUGCACAGAAUACUUAAGUGAGUAUCCUCUUGGAGUUUAUUAAUCCUAUUUUUCUUCCCUUGAAAGGCAGGAUGUUGGCUGCAAUACUGGUUAUAUAGAUCCUAAUAAUAUCAGAAUUAGACCAUGAAGUUAAUAGUUGGUGACUGUCCAGUCUUCCCUAAUAUCAGUUUCUGAUAGACCACUAUCAGCAAACAGUAACUUUGUCAACUACCAAAUGUGUAAAAUUUUCUGUAUUCACUCUGUCUUAUUUGUAAAUAGUGGUAUUGUAAAUCCUUUCAGACAGCAACAUUUGCUAGUCUGUUUUUAAGCUAAUAUGUAUUCUUACUAAUGUUCCUAAUCAAGAACAGAUUUGUAAUAUGUUGUUUAUUUCUAAAACCGAGUUCAUAGUUUGACGUUCUUUUAUUAUUCCGUUAGAGCUACUCAAGAGUUUUCUUCAGAAGCAGCUUAAAUGACAUGUGGAAGAAAAGAGUCUAUUGAGACAGAGUUAGUUGUUCACCCUUAAAACAGAAAAUUUGCAUGGACCAGUGUAUCAGACAAGUGAUUUCUGGGUAGGUGAUGAAAAUGGACCAGCCCCAAUUAUGGUAAUCUGCAUGUAAGCAAGCUCUUCAGUUCUGCCUCAGUGGAAACACCGAGAGCAGAAAUAUUGCUGUGUUAUUGUAAUCUGAUGUCGAACAGGUAAAAUUCCCUAUCUGGUCUGUAUUGAACAGCACCAGAGGAUACAUUUUCAUGCUCUUGUACCGAGCCGUACUCAGGUGAUCUUGUGCCCCUGGCAGAACCGUCCAGAUUGUGCUCCCUAGCCACGAACAAAUUAGCUCUUCUUUCUGCCUCUCCUCCAACCCCAACCCCACACCCAUUCUUUUUUAUAAUGAGUUCUUAUUGAAGGAGGACACCAAGAUGGGGAAGGCCGACCUAGAUGACGGUAUAUAGCCAUCUCCCUACUUACGCACAGGUUAUGUUCCGGGCCCCUGCCUGCAUAAGUGAAAUCACACACCUGCAUAAGUGAAAUGGAAGGUCAACUGUAACAGUAGAAGCGAGUCCUAGGAUGAUGUCUUUUCCAUGCAUCGAGGGUAACAUUGAAACUGGGCUGUCAUGUUUUUCAGUACAUAGGGUCACUUACCACAGACACACACAGCACAAAAAAUUAAAAGAAAAUCUGGGAACAGAAUCAUGUAGCAAGGAAGUUCUUAUGUGGAAAAAACCGGCACAGAUGGGCUUGAAUGUUACCACCUAUGCUCAGUUGAAGUGAUAAUAUGUAAAAAGUGAGAGCUUGUUCCAUCUGUUAAUGUGUUGACUUUCUCACAAGCUCCCACAAGUUUAUUAGAUGCGCUUUUAACUGACAUUUUGGUAAAACCGCUGCAUGUCAGUAAGGCAGUAUAGACCAAAGUGCUUAAUAACAUACACUGUAUUUUCUAGCGCCCCAAUUUGCAAUGGAAUAUGCACCAUGAAUCUUAAAAUUUAUGUAUUUUGUAGUUUCCAUGGGAUCUAUAUUUUCCCUGUACUUUGAAGAACAUUUUGACAACCUGGCUUUUCAUAUUACCUGAAAGCUGCAAUUUUGUCAGCAUACUUUCUUUUCAGAUCUCUUAGGCUAAUCACCCAUAUUUCCAUGCUACAUGUAAAAGUAGAAUACCUGUUCUUUUGAGGAAUGUAACUAAACUAUAUACAGGAACCUGCUUUGCUGGUGGCAUUUGGCAAUCAUUUGACUUUUUUGCAGUCUUGCUACUUUGCAAAGUUCAGUGCAGGUAGAGAAUGGUAGUGUUCUGCAGUUGUAAGGAUUUAUUUUAUACAAAAGAAUGAAUACAUAGCUUUUUUCAUACAUGUUGGUUUUGGGGUUGCUCUUUCCCUUUGAUUAUCUGCUUGGAAUGUAGUAGAUCAGAAAGUUCUACACAAAUUUUACAAAUCACUAGGAUGUAUUCCUGAAGGAUGUAGGAAGUAGACAAAUACGUUUCGUGCCCCAUUUUUAGAUUGUGUACUUUUCUUAGUGUUCGCAAGAUUUGUUCAGCCAGAGUAAAUUUCCUGUCACCUUGUAUGUUUAAUGUGCAUUCAAGAUCAACCUGCAUUUGGCAGUCCAUGGAUGUUUGUGCAAUAACUGAGCUAUACUGGGAUUGAGAACACACUUUUGUAUCUGGUUUGAAAUGGAUAGUGGAGCUUCCCUUGCAUGUGAUAUGGAUUUACCUUGCUGCAUAAUUACAAUAUAACUUAAGUGUAUUAUGGUUCCAGAUGGUCCCAAGAUACUCUUGUCACUUAAUUUGACUCUUGCGCUCUGAUUUUAAAUGUUCCUGUAAAAUAAUAAUAAUAAUUCAAAUCUCUCCUGUUGGUUGUAUAUGUUCUGAAAGUUUAAGUUAAUCCAAAGAAGAAAAAAGGCAGUUUGCUUUGAAACAGGAAGGACGACAAGUAUGCAGCGUGCUGACUGUGGACUUCUCAAUUACCUCAGCAGGUCCCCUGCCAUGUAAUUACUAGUAAUUAGUGUUAGUUUAACCAGCUAAGUAUGUUCAGGUCUUACUUAACUGUGCCCUGGAAUUAAGUGUCCUACCAUAUACUAUUAAGGCUGAAUUACUAUCCAAAAAAGGGUGUUUCCCCGCGCUAGCUUUUAAAAGUAGAAAUGCUGUUAAAUGUAGAUAGCCUUUUUUUUCAUGUGAAAAGAUUCCCAUUAAUACUGCUUGAUGUGGCAUUGACUGUCGGCAUACUGAGCACUGGAUAGAUAAGUGGAAUGUUUUAUAAACAUUUCUGCAAGCCACUGCAACCAACCAAUAUUUUUUAACAAAUCACCCCAAUUUGCCGUUCUGUUGUAUAACUUAGUUUCCUUCGCCAGUCCUAUUGAAGUGUAGGUAAUGGCAACAGUAUGUUGAAGUUGAGUAUGUAAUGUACUGGUUGUAGGCUUCUUCUUUUUUCCGUUUUUUCCUCCUUUUCCUAGGAAAAAGCAAUAAGACUGCUUUGUCUGUUGCCUCUUUAGCAUGGCAGGAAUCCUUUUCCUUUGGGUAGUGGUUUUAUAGGAGAGUUUGUAUGUGUAUCACCCAAGUCUAGCUUUUAAAAAAAUAAUAAAGUGUGCAGUUAAUAGUGUGGCAUUUUAUUUUAAAAAUUGGGGAAAAGUUAACAUAUUUUUUUAAAAAGUAGGUGUUUGAGUAAAUAACGGAGGUACUUUUUUAAAAACUUUAUAUGCCACAAUUUAAAUAGACAUAUUUCAGACUAAUGCAUAAGACUUGUGAUGUCAGAUAUGGCCAUCACUUUUCCUUUCCAAAGUUGCACGUGCAGUAACUCCAUCCAUUGUAGCUUUUGUGGUUUUUGCCUAUUUGCCCCUCUCUCUUCUUUUAAAACGUGUCUGAAUCAAAAUAGCCUUGAUAAAUCGCUGUUUUGGUUCUUAACUUAGUAACUGAUUUACAAUUUAAAAAUGCAGUUUGCCCCUUUCUAUUUGAGUACCUUUAAAGCUGAGGAGCUGCUGCUUUCUUUUGACAUGAUUUGUGACUUUGUACAAAGAAAUGCAAACAUAGACCUCUCAUUCCCCUUAGUGUGAAAAUAAAUUUCAAAAUGGAAGGUGAUGCAUGUUUGUAAAAGGCCUGCAGAUGUGGGCAUUUCUUCAGUUCAAAAUACCAUUAAAGAUGUAUAUAACAGGUCUGUAAAGAUUUGUGCAAUUGAAAGCCUGUUUUAAUUUUAUAUGUAAACCUACAAAUCAAAGGGUUCCAUUCCCAAUAUUAUUUCUGGUAAUUAAAACUGGUACUUUUUGCACAUAGUUAACUUUACUGAUUCUUCAAAAAAGUGCUGUUUCUGUGGUAAUGUAUUCUCUGAAUAAUAUUUAAUUUUUUAAAAACAAGUUAACGUUUCUAAUUGUUCAGUUCCUGUGUUCUUUGGCUGGUGUGUAAUAAAGGCAUUUUUCCCCUUUACAUGAUUAUUUAAUACAUUUAGCAGCCUGUAAAUAUUUCUUGUUAAAUGCUCUGGAAUGUGGUGUAGCAGUUGUACUUAGAACAGUUUUAAAAAGAAUUGUUUUGAAAACCACUUUGUUUUGGUUAUUUCUAUUAAAUUAGAAAAGGAAGAAUCUUUC